AUGGCAGCCACAUCAAACAUACACUGGAUGGAAAAUACAAGGCAUGAGAUUCAAAAUUUACAGGUAAAUGGAAAAGCAUUCCAAAUAAACAUGUGUUAAUUUAAAGUUACAUUCUGUAGUUAAAUUAAACAAAUGAGGGACAAGCAAUAAAAGUCUCACUAAAUCAAAAUAUUAAAUGCAAUGAGUGUGACAUUCUCCUAUGUUAUGAUAUAAUCAAAUACAGAACGACUUGUCAGCACAUUUAAUCUAAAGUAAAUGAUAUACUGUUUUCUAUUCGAAAUAGAAAAUACUAUACGUUUUAUUCUUUAUAUUGUUAUUAAACGUUAGCACAGACAGAAAGCUAAUUAGCUAAGAGCUAUAUCAGAUUAAUCGAUUGUGUUAUUUUGUAAAUAAAUUGUGAAUUGUGGUCAAAUGACAAAUUUUUAUACAAAAUAGCUAAAUUUUAAAAAAAUUGCCAACUCAAAUUACCAACUCAGUUAUUUUUUUUAGAUCUUCUAUGUUGGCCUAAAACUAGCAGUUCCCCAAUGUAGAAUUUAAAAUGUACCUGUUAUGUCCAGUACAAUCUCAGACAUGUUGUACUAGACAUAACAGGUACAUUUUAAAUGCUACAAUGGGGGACAUCAAAUUUCAGAAUAUAUAUAUAUUUUUUUUUUUUAAAUGCCCUUUAAAAAAAUAUGAUCCAUCCACCACCACCUGUCACUCAUUAUUUAGCAUUAGAUUUAUAACAUACAGAUCUAAGAUGAGAAUUGAGAGCAGAGGAGUAGCGGAGGGAAGGGGCGUGCGCAACCACCACUAGAUGCUGGUCUGAUGGAACACUUAUACGACAGGGCGCCCUUCCAGCAUCAGAGAUAGUCUGAUUGCAAAUAAAAGACUUGCCCCACGGUGCCUCAUGGCUUUGCCUUUUGUCUGGCAGAGAAAGCAAGGGAACUAUUCCAAUAGUGGUUUUAUUUCUCCCUGUCAAUGUGCUAUCCCCUAGAAAUAAUUUUUCGAUGUACAAUCAGAUAUUUUCAGAAUAUUGCAGUAACAUGCGGAGAAAAUAACACGUUGAUCAGGGAUUAUACAAUAAAAGUAAUCAGUGGCAUGGCAUGUUAUGGUAAAAGGGUCUUGUGAUGCUGUACAUCGUUGAUGCAUAUUUUCCACAAAGAAAAAUGACCAGUAAACAGUCCAAUAAAGUUAUGAACCAAAAUAUAACAUAAAGUAAGCACAAAACAAAACACAUUACAUGAGGCUACAAGGGGUGGAGGUCUGAGGCAAGAGAAGUGUCGUACGUCUGAUUCAAUCAGAGUCUCUAGAAAACUUGUCGCAAACUUUUGGGAAUUUAUGUAACGUCUUCUUUCUUCCAUGAGACACUUGUUCCCACAUUAGGACUGGGCUAGGUAAGGAACAGAGACAGAAUACUAUUAUUGGACUGUGGCUUUUUCAUUGCUAGAAGUAAAUGGCACAGGUAAAGUAAAAUAGGUAAAGAGAAUAUAUUAUAAUGAUAUAAUAUAAUAUUGUAUAAUAUAAUAUAUAGCAAUACUCAGAUCGGGUUGGAUAGAAACCCCAGCCAAUUAUCAAGUCAGUUAAAAAGGGAAUAUAUAUGAUAAUAUAAAGAAAAAAUGAGAGCAGCACUUUCAGAUGCAGUGGUGCACACACAUUGCAUCAACUUAUUUAGUGAAGGACAUAUGUAAAGAUUACUUAAAUACACUUUUGUUUAAUAAGCAGUAGUACUAUUUAAUUUGUCUCCCGUGUCAAAAAUAAUGUAGGACCCACUAAUAUUGGGGUACUGUGACAUAGUGGUGUUCUUAACACAAUAUGGCCAUAUGGUGGAACUGAAGUCCCAAAUUUGUGUGCUGAGAUAGGUGAUUUCAAGUAACCUUGUACAAUUAAAAACUCUAUUUUUGUGUACACGCUGUCCCUUAAUCUGUGUUUUUGUAGAUAUGACUGGCAGGAAAUUAAGAUGGAGGCACCCAGGGUAAAUUUGUUUAGUUCUACUUUCUUUCCCAUGAUUCAAUGCACACACAUCCACAUGCUUUAGGAACAUUCAUAGAAACAUAGAAUGUGACGGCAGAUAAGAACCAUUCGGCCCAUCUAGUCUGCCCAAUUUUCUAAAUACUUUCAUUAGUCCCUAGCCUUAUCUUAUAGUUAGGAUAGCCUUAUGCCUAUCCCACGCAUGCUUAAACUCCUUUACUGUGUUAGCCUCUACCACUUCAGCUGGAAGGCUAUUCCAUGCAUCCACUACCCUCUCAGUAAAGUAAUACUUCCUGAUAUUAUGUUUAAACCUUUGUCCCUCUAAUUUAAGACUAUGUUCUCAAGUCAUCAUGCAUUACCUUAGAUUUGCGUUGGAUGCCAGACCAUGCCAGCAAUUGCAUUUAAACAAAAGUUAAAAAAACAAAUAUUUAUUUUAGUAAACUAUUCAAAUUAGCCAUUGCCCAAGAAGUCACUACUUCUCUAUCAACUGUUUCCAGGUCUGUGAUACUUAACUUUCUUAGUGACUCUGUAUUGCCAUGAAUAAGUGACUAAUAGAUCUGCAAAUGUGCCCACUCAGUGCACAAUGCUGCACCGCACAGUCAGACUACAUAUCUUAAUGUGUUUAUUUCCCAGGACCAUAAUUCCCAAACAAUCCAGAAUUCACCAGGGACAUCAAUUUAAAGGUCUGUGCCGGGGCAUUCACGGGCCUUGUGUUCCCAGCUGUAGUUGACCAAUAAUAAAACCCUCCCUAUUAUUAAAAGGUAGGCAGAAAGGAGUUGGAUAGAGCUGGCAGCUGUUGUGCUAGGGGCAAGUACAAACUAAUGUCUAUUUUUCUGCAUGAAACUCACAGAACCGUGCAUGCUUGGUACUAAUUACAUGCAAUAUGUGGAAAUAAAUUUGCCAGAUAGAGGUGCAGACACUGUUCCCCACAAUUCUAUUUUGCCACCAACUAGAACCAUCAUGCGUGAAUGGUUUGAGUGUCACCUUAAACACCUCAAAUUGCACCACCUUUACUUAUCACAGUCCGGCACAGAGCUGUAACUAGAAAUCAGUGGGCCUUGAUGUGAAAAUUGCCAUGCUCCCUCCCCAUGAGUCUCCACCACAAAGCCCCUCCAUGCGUGUCAUCCCCCUAGCCUCUCCAUGCAUGUCAUCCCCCUAGCCUCUCCAUGCAUGUCAUCCCCCUAGCCCCUCCAUGCGUGUCAUCCACCUAGCCCCUCCAUGCGUGUCAUCCCCCUAGCCCCUCCAUGCAUGUCCCUUCAUGUGUCUCAUUCCCUCCCAGUCCAUCCAUGUGUCUCAUUCCCCCUCAGCCCAUCCAUGUGUCUCAUUCCCCCCAGCCACUCCAUUCUUAAUCUCAUUUCUCGUUUAUCCACCAACAUGAUGAUUAACUAGCUAGUUUUAAAGAUACCCUGUCUCUUCCCAGAAUUAGUAAUACAUGUUUAUCUAGUUAAGAAAUAUUUAAUAAUUUGUGAGGUGUAAAAAAAAAAUGAAGAAGAAAAAAGUGGACAUACAUUAACAGGAUGCAGUUCCUAUUUAUUACACCUCCCCUGCCCCCACCCCCACCCCACCCCCAGUUAUUCAUCCAAACAUAUAAUACCACUCCCAUCCAUCCACAUUCAUUACCUGUAGUCAUACAUCCACACUCGGUACCCUUAUGUGUCCACACCCAUCCACACAAAUUAGCCCCAGCCACACACCCAUACCUAUUACCCUCAUCUUUCCACAUCCAUAAGUCCAUCCAUCCAUAUCCCAGGCAUCCAUUAACCACAGCCACCCAACAUACCUUUCACAAAGUCUGUCAUCUAUUAGCAUGUCCAGUUCUACUCUACAGAAUGUUCCCCUUCUCCUGUUGCUCCCACUAUUGCAACUUAUUUUUUUUUAAACACCGGAUUAAAUCUUUAAAUCAGUUACCAAAAUGACUGCUGACAGAUACAAUAAUUUCUAUCUGUAACCAAGCCAACAAUAUGAACCUAUCAUCCAAAUAACUCAUGAGUAAAGGUUGACUAAAAUAUGAGUAAAUUGGAAGUAGUUUUCAAAGAGUUGGCUAUUUGAUGUAAAUCAGGAGUAUACUACUCGAGACAUACAUUGCAGACAGAGGUGUGAAAAUAUCUCCUACAAUUCAAAAAUCAUGUAAAAUGGAAAUUACACUUUUUAAUACCAGGUAUAAACACAGCUCUGAGUAGUUAAACUUUUACAUCAAUGAUCAUACCAUAGGUUAAAACAGCUUAGUUGUUUUCUAAUUCUAUAUUUAUUUAUUUCUGCUAAAAUAAAAAAAUACUGUUUAUUUAUUUCUAGUUUUAAUUGAUAUAGUAUGAGAAUAAUUACAUGUUUUGUUCCUGAAUAGGAAUGGAAGGAUUUUGUUGCCAAGCUACAUGAUGCUGUCCAGCAGCAGAUGAAUGAAAGCAGUGUUAAUAUGUUCACAGACCUGUCUGAAUCAGAGAAAGUGUUUGUUCUGGAGAAAGCUUCCAAGGCACUGAAUGCAGGUAAUAAUAUGGGAUGAUUGUUAUAAACUACCACCCUAAUGCAUAUUAUCUCAGCUGUUAGUUAUAUCAAUUUAUUAUGAGGUAAUUUUAUGACAAGGCUGUUCAGCUAUGUAUACAUUGUAACAUAGUUAAUCAAUGCACAGUAACUGUACUUAUGUUGAUACUUGAGACAUAUUUAAAGAGUAUUAAACCAAAAUACUUAACCCCUUAAAUCCCAGCCACGGAUACAACAAUACCUUUAUUUACAGGUUUUAGUGGACGUUACAGGGUCCAAUAUGGGGCCUACCCAUUUCAGUCUUCAUACAUGGAAAUUUGACUAAUAGAUUUACUGGAACAUCAUUGAGGUAGUACGGAAGCCCAGGAAACCACAAUACCCCCAUCUUGGCAUACCAUUUGCAAAAUUAGACAACCCAGGUAUGCCCUGGCUUUCUUGUAGCCACUUAGUCACAAAACUUUACCACGUUUAGUAUAAAUAUUUUUUUUUUUUGCUUUUUACCCCCAUCAUGGCAUACUGUUUGCAAACGUAGACACCCCAAGGUAUUCAAAAUGGGGUAUGUCCAGUCUUUUUUGUAGCAAUUAAGGCACAAAGACUGUCCAAGUUAUCUGGCAUUGUUGUUUUGUUUUCACACAAUCACUGCACUUUCACUGUUUAUAUCAUCAUCCUUAUGUUUUUUACUGCAAUACAACACCCAUAUUUCUAUUCAGCGAUGUCCCACAAGUACAACAAUACCCCCUAUGUACAGGUUACAUUGGAUUUUUGGAAGUUAUAUGGUCAUAUUUGGGGCCUGCCCAUUUCAGUCUUCAUACAUAGACAUUCAGUCUUCAUACAUAGACAUUUGUCAGCAAUUUUCUGGGUAUAUGCUGUCUUUAAGACAGUAUUGCACCCAAGAAAAGAAAAUUUCCCCAAUGAUGGUAAAAGUAGAAAACCCAGGGCAUAUUCAAUGGCGAAUUCUGAGUUGUUUGUUGUAACCUCUUUAUCACAAAUGCAGGGCACAUUUAGUGGUUUUACUUUCAUUUCUGUUUUUCACAUGCAACUUUCAGUUUCACCUGCAACUUCCCUUUUCACUGGAAAUUUCAUAAUCCUGAUAUGUGUUACUGCUGUAAAGUCCCGGUAAUUUUAUUUAGCAAUGCCCCAUGUACUGGUUAUUCAGGUUUUUUGGGGAAAGACACAUGUAUAUUACAUGCCCAUUCCAAACUUGGAAAUUGAGAAAUUGAUGUUCAGUGCCCAUGCCGCCACUGAGACAGUAUAGCAGCUAAGAAAGAAAUUUACAACCAUAAUGGCAAACCAUUAUCAAAAGUAGACAAUCCAGGGUAUUCUAAAUGGGGUAUUUUGAGCUGUUUUUUCUAGCCACUUUAUAAUGGCCUUAGAGUUGCUUAACAGGGACAGGCCAAGGUCAGGGGAUCUAGAAGUCAGGGUAGUCGGUAUAACAAGUCAAUAAGCAGUACAGACAGAUGACAACGAGUAAUUCAGACAAGCCAUGGUCAGGACUUCAAAAUAAAUAGUAAAUCAAGUCAUAAACAGUCAUUUGACUCAAUAGUUUAUCUGUGUGUUCUAAUGAUAGAAUCUGAAACAGUCUGUAAUACAUAGACUGUGUAGAGAUGGACAGGAAGGGCAAUAGAUAACCUGACAUGGUUUUAACAUGUCAGGUUACUCAGACAAAACACUCUGAUCAGACUGAUUACAGACAAAGUAUGAUGAGCAGAAACAACAGGGUUACAAAACUUAGAAAUGGUGAAAACUGACAAAAGGGUAACAUUUUAUAUAAAAAAAGGCCAAAACUCAUAGCAAUAAAACUGUGAUCAGUGCUGAAAGGGUUUAAGAGUUUGUUUUUGUUUUUGCAUUUGAAAUGAUGUCUUUGUUUAUAUUUUUCCUUCUUUUUUCAGGAGAAGUUUACAACAAAUUGUCAGCUCAGAUCAGCACUUUCUUAGAAGAUAAUAUAUACAGCUAUGUCGCCCAUGAAGUUCAGGACAGUGACAUCCCAAAACAUCAGUCAGACUUAGUGGCAAGGCAUAUUCAGGAUGGAGUGGUAUGUGAAAGCCUUUCUUGGAAUUACACCUGAUAUGUAUUUUUAUAGAUAUAAGGGAUUAAAAAUAGAAAUAGUAAAAAUUAAAUUAUUUUAUUAAACAAAGGUGGGUAGGUAAUAUUAUGUGAAUUUAAUAUUUUUUUUUAAAUGUUUAUGAAUGGGUUAAGCCUUCCCCCAAAUCCUCUAGUGGCUGUCUCAUUGACAGCCGCUAGAGGCGCUUGCGUGAUUCUCACUAUGAAAAUCACAGUGAGAGCAUGCAAGCGUCCAUAGGAAAGCAUUGAUAAUGCUUUCCUAUGCGACCGGCUGAAUGCACGCGCAGCUUCUGCCGCGCGUGCGCAUUCAGCCGACGGGGAGGAACGGAGGAGGAUCGGAGACAGAGAGCUCCCCGCCCAGCGCUGGAAAAAGGUAAGUUUUAACCCCUUUCCCCCUUCCAGAGCCGGGCGGGAGUGGGACCCUGAGGGUGGGGGCACCCUCAGGGCACUAUAGUGCCAGGAAAACGAGUAUGUUUUCCUGGCACUAUAGUGGUCCUUUAAAGGGACACUGUAGGCACCAUUAAAGGUCUGGGUGCAAACUCCCAUAACCCUUUUCUAAACUGCAAUAAUUAUCUGCUAGGGUUAACGCCUCCUCUAGUGGCUGCCUACCAGAAGGGGGCCUUGACAGAGGAGGAUUCUAUAGUGCCAGCAAAAUAAGUUUGUUUUCCUAGUUUCCCUUUAAUUAAUUUCAAAAGUUUCUUUUGACUUUUUAUGAUUAGGUGUUACGCGCCCACUCCCCCCGUAUUUCUGUGUGUAAGCUUACUAGUAUUGAUUUCACAUUUCUACUGUUAUUAUAUAUUAAAGAUACAGGCUUCACUGAGCAUUGGCAUAUAGCCUGUCCUAACUAAUCACCUUCACUACACUCUUGAGUAAACCUACACAUUUACAAUGUUCCUAAUUCUCACUCCUACUCCUACUGAGCCAUUAUUAUUUUCCAACUCUCUUCUCAAUGACAAUUUCAAGUCCACAGUCUAUUCUUCUCAACCAAUUUCAUGUCCGUAUUUUUCUCCUCCAGUCCAUUUCAUGUCCAGCCAUUCCCUAUGUAAUUUCCUGUCCCCACUCUAUCUCCAUGCUUACUAUCCCAGUCUAUUUAGAUUCAUGUCUAAACUCUUCUCUCUCUAUUCUCUGAAGUUCUCCCCUCUAAUUUACACUUUUUAAUAAUAGUUUUGGAAGAAAAUUUACACUUUUUUUCUGUUUGGAUUUUUUCUAAUCACAGCCAUCUGAAUGCCUAAGACAAUAACCUCACUGCCUCCAUUGGUGGAUAUUUACAUUGAAAUUUGAUUCUUUUUCAAUAACUUUGUAUCUACUGUUAAUAAAGUCAGAAAUUCAAUUAGAUGGUGAGACUGUGGAAAUGUACGCAGAGAAGACAGAGUUCAGUAGAAAUAUCAUGUUGAACAUUAUUCCCUCACUUACCUACUUCUGUGUGUUACGGUCUACUCCCCUACCUGUUUUGUGCACAAACAUCUAACCCAGACACUGUCUAGCUCCCCUCAUACCCAAAUUUUAUAUGUUGCUUCUCUUUUUCUGCAAUUUUAAAUUCUCACCUGCGCUUCUUCGGAGUAGAAGUAGUUGAAGAAAAUUAAAUUAUCCACCUCUUACUAACGACUUCACAGCAACAUGUUACAAUGGGGUGAGAGGCAAGCAGUCCAACCACCACAAGCAAUGAUAUGGUAAUACAUAAACUACAAAAAAGUCAACAGCACAAUGAAAGCUCGUUUGGUAGGUUUUGGCCACAUACUCAGGCUGCUUUUCUAUUCACAUUCAAAUCUUUUACAUUUUGCUGGAAAAAAAAGUUAAAACAUUUUUGCAACUUUCUGCAUUUUCCCUGUCCCAGUGUCCCCUUAAUCAUUAAGAUGAAGUUGUUUUGGUGCUUGGAGUGUCCCUUUAACAUAUAUUUUAAAGAGUAACCUGGUAAGAAUAGUAAAAUAAAUUAUUAAAAGGGAAUGGAGAUUAUAUAAAGGACAGAUCUGAAUGUUCUACUGAAUUAUGAUUUUCUUUUGAAAUACUUGCAUAUUCCAUAUAUAUGAAUGAUUUAUUUGUUUGUUUUAGAUUAGAAUCUUGGAUAAAAGACCUGAACUGAAGAUAAAACUACGUGUGCUUUUUAACCAUCCCUUACCCGUUUCUUUAAGAACUUUAACAUGGAGAUUGCAAUUAUCAAACACUAAAGGUAGGACAAUCAAAGAAAUUAAACUCUGUUAUAGUGUAUAUUUAAGCAUAUAUAGGUGCUCUGUGCAUAUAUUACAUUUUCUUGUCCUACAUGGUUCUUAUUCAUCUACUCUUUAUCCAUGUUUCAAUACUCUUGUCCCACUCUUCAAACCAAGCUUACCUAUCUGGACAAAAUUUCUCUAAUAAACGGAAUUAAAAGCUUAAGAGUUUCUCUCCUUGUGUAUUUGACCUUCAUUCAUUAACUAUCUAAUUUGUACAAUAUGAUACUGCAUGCUCAGGAAAUUCAAUGAAAUAUCCAUUGUCAGCGAAAUGUAAUGUGAAUUAUGCUGCCUUAGAAUAAAAGUGGAUUCUGGAAAAGGCAUUUUUACUUUAAAAAAAAAAUUAAAAAAUUAAGAAGUGGGUUAUAUCAUAAGAUUUUCCCUGCAUCUAUAAGUUGAGCUUCAAUUUUGUAAUCACGUUUUAAAAAUUUUUGUAAAUGUUAUUUUGUCUCUACUUUUUUUGUUAUCUAAUGUGUAAUUUAUCACAGUUCGAAUGGAAUAUUUGACCCAAGAGUCCAUGAACAAAGCAAGAUCUGUUAUGGAUGGAGAGAUUUCCAUGAAGUGCCAGGCCAUCCUCUCACAGGAACAAACCUUUCAGCACCUUAGAAAUAUUAAGAGUAGGUAGAACCCUUCAUUAUUAAUAAAUAACAUUCGUGAACAAUUGACAUGUUCGCCAUUACAGUUACCUUGCUAUCUAUCCUCUAUUUAGUGGCAGAGAAAGGUACCCCAAACUGGUGUAUUACACGGCCUGUGACUCUAGACAUAUAUGGUAUUUUUUACGGGUUUUAUGUGGAGGUGUAUGUUAAUGGUUAUGUGGAAUGAAGGAACAUGGAGACUACUUCCUGCUCAGUAGCAUAAUGAUAAUAAAUAAAGAAGACAUGCAUGGCAUGAUGUAGAACACUAAUUUAUAUCACCAACAUUGGUGCAUGCUGUAAGGGUGUCUUUGAUCCCUUAUAUUCGAACAUCAGCAACUGGGAUACAAGAUGAAACAAGGGUCUUAUGGCUCAGGCACAUAUUACUCCCUCUAUUCUUUAAUUGCUUUUUUUUAAAAAGUUUGAGAUUAUAUGAAUACAUAAAAAUAUUUUAUCUAGACAUUAUCUGUGCGAAAAUAUUACUAAGAGUUGAGCAAUAAAAGAUGACUGUUAAAGGUAUUUUUUUCUCUUGGAUAUAAUUUGGUGGUGGAUGUACCUAACCAUAAAUAUUUUAAAAUUUAAAGAUAUUGAGAGAACCAUGCGCAAUGUACUGUCAUAUCACCAUAAGAUUCACCAAAUGAAGGCAAGCCUUCCAGAUGAAGAUUAUCUUCUUCUUCUACCACUGGUUCAAGUGGUGAUGGACAACUCUGCCUCUACUUCCUCACAAGGCUCAAUUUCUGCAUUGUUAGUUGAAGAAUAUAUCACUUUUAUGGACUCCAGACUUACAAUCAUGCAGGUAAUAUUACAGGCCCUACCUAAUUUUCAUGUGUAUGUCUAAUGCAUAGCUAACGUUUUAGGGAGAUCUCUGUGGAAUCUUCUAGUAUAAACCUAUCAACUUAGUAUUGAUAAAAACUCAUAACAACUUAGAAUAGUUUAGAUUGUGAACAAAAUGAGAAAAUAUACAGAAAAAGGGACCGUGCUUUCCCUAAAAUAGGGAUACCCUCUGUCAAUCAAUAUGUGAACAACUGAGCUGCGUACCACAACCAACUACAAAAAAUAAUUAACUUCUUGUACAAAGAUAACAACCAAUCAAUAAAAGUAAAAAUAUAUAUAUAAUUUAUUGAUCCUUGUAUGUAUUAAAGGUAGUUUUGUGAAAAUGUGUUUUGCCUUCACUAGUCUUUGUCAAUGACAAAAUAACAGAAUGCAAGUGUCUUUAUAAAUGUUACUGCUAGUCACGUGUUGUUCAGUUUAUUUUUAAUUGGUUGUAAGUUAAUUGUUACUAUGCAGUUCACUUGUUCACAUAAGAACCUGUUUGCAAUCAAUUACCUUCUGUAGUCAGUGUGAACUUGAUUUUGUCAGAAAACAAAAAAGUCUUAAAGGGGUUUACAUAUCAUGCGCCCAAGAAGUAGAUCUAUUUCUGUGUCGGCCAUCCGAUAUAUUUAAUUUUAUUUUUCCUUAAUUUUUGUCUCUUACAAAUGUCUAUGGGAAUUAAAAUGAUACAUGUUUGGUUUUCCUACUCCUUAUGACCAAAUGUCUUACUUUUUGUCUGCUUGUUCCAAGUAUUCUUCUUUGUCCAUACAGUUGCGCCUUAAUCUCUUAAAUUCAUUAUUAGGUACAUUUUUCAGCCGUGAUGGGAAGUGACUUUUCAUUAAAGCUGUUAACGUCCAUCUCUUUGAAAUAAGUGUUUUCAAUUCUUCUUUUUCCAUAUUUAUAACCAAGUCUAAGAAUUCUACUGAUGUCUUGCUGUAUGUAGUUGUUAGUUUCACACCCCAAGUGCUUGAGUUCAGGUAAUUUAAGAAUUCCUCUAAACUAUCACUCUCUCCUUUUCAGAUAAGAAUCAUAUCAUCUAUGUAUCUUUUAUAUACACUGAUGUUGUCUCUCCGCUUGUGAUGUUUCCACACAUAUUCUUUUUGAUAGAAUAGGUAGAGAUGUAGUAAGGACAUAAAUCCGUAAUAUAAAAUCACUAUCAACAUUAGUAUAGAAUGCAAAGGGCUGCGGUAGUCAUGCGGUGUCAAAAGAAGUUUUGUACCAGGGCCCUCUCUCUGCAUUAGUUUUGUGACUGAAAAAGGAGAGUGUGGAGAGGACAGGCAACAGCCCAGUAUUUUCUUUGUGUGUACUCGCCUCCUGCAUCUUCUCCGCCUUCUCAAAGGCCAUCUGGACCUGCUUUUCGAUUACCUCACCCAAUGUAGACAAUUGUAACAAGAGCUGCGCCUGCUGCCAGGGGCACAUGUAGCUCACCAUUGUCUUUGCUACCAUCACCACCACCAGCACUACCAAUACCUCCAUCAUCAGCAUUAACCGUUCCAUCACUAGCAACAUUUCCACUAACAUUAAUCAAACUAGUGUUGCAGUGUGAAGGUAUCCAGCUGAAAGCAGCAAUGGGAAUUAUCAGAAUAGGACUCAACUAAAAGGUUUAUCUUCAUGCAGCAGGUGAGCUUACAUUUUAAUGACCACAUUAGUGUGAUACUAAAAACUUCCUGUUAUUUAAAUGUGCACAGAGAUUUGGUAAAGUGAGCAAGUAACUUUUAAAAUUUAAAAAUGUUUUGCUUAUGUCCUAGGAACGUACGCUAUGACCACAUUUUUAUUACAGUAUUGGAUUUGAACCAAUUUACACCAUCCUUCUCUAAUAUCAUCAUGUAUUUAUCACUGUUUGAUACCAGGAUCCCCACACUGAUGACAGAAUAUUCCAGGAUAUUGCACAUUUAUUAGACAAGCUUGACAAGAAACUAGCACAAACAAUACAAGCAAUGUGCACAUCACAAGGUAGGUGAAAGUCAACAAAAAGUGUUUACUAUAGACCCUUAAUUAUAAUUACUCCUUUAACACCACCGUGUGUAAUAAUAAUAAUAAUAAUAUACUCAGCACAAGGAGAGUGGUGGUUUCUCGCAAGAUUUUUUAAAUAUCCUGUAAUGUAGAUAGACAUAUAUAGAAAAACAAAAUUACAUAAAUAGAAAAACAUAUGGAGAUAUAGCCCAGUGGGAAUAAAGGGACAUUAUAGGCACCCAGAAUACUUCAGCUCAUUGAACUGAUCUGGGUGGAGUGUCCCAGGUCCCUUAAGUAUGCAAAGGUAGUUAUUGCAGUUUUUAAUAACUGCAAUAAUAACCUUUGAGGGUUAGCUUCACCUAGAGUGGCUGUCUACCAAACAGCCAUUAGAGGGACUUCGGGGUCAUUAGGUAACUGACACUGGACAUCCUCACGCUAUGCACGAGGACAUCAAGCGUCACCCGAACCCGAUAGGAAAGCAUUGUAUAAGUUCUAAUGCGAGCAUGCCCAUCACCAGCUGACAUUGGCAGGAGAAGGAGCGGAGGUGGAGCCUGACCCAGUGCAGAGGGACAUCUGUGCUGGAGUCUGGUAGAUGACAGAAGAGUUUUUUUAACCCCUUCUGCACCACGUGGGGUGGGGGGGUGUCAAUGGAGGGGGACAAAAUAGGGAGCUAUAGUGCCAGGAAAACAACUUUCCUGGAACUAUAGUUUCCCUUUACUAAUUGUACAGCGCUACGGAAUUUGCUGGCACUUUAUAAAUAAUACAAUAAUAAUAAGUCAAUCAUCUAUAAAUGAAUGUGUUUUUUUUUAGUUCUUUUAUAUUACACCAAUGAUUAGUCAACUGAUUUCAUAUUGACUGCAUAUAAAUCCCAUAUACUGCCAGAAUAAAAAGAUGUGACUAUGUUGCUCUGACUACCAUUUGCCAUGUAAUAAUCAAAUGGUAACUUUAAAUUCAAUUGUAGAUUAUGCUAGCUUUAGUGUACCUAUAAUCUUAAUUUUAUUAAUGACAGGAGGCGAGUAUUUGCUUAAGACUUUCUUUACUUAAGCUUCACAGCAGCACUUUUUUACUUAGUAUCAAGGUAACCAAUCAGAAAAAAGGAUAACAAGGUAUGAGUCCCUCCCUGUGAUGUCAUUUCCUCUUUCAGGCUGCGAACAAAUAGGAACCGGAACUGUAGCAACCAGACAAGGGAUUCAGGAUGCCAGAUGAGAAGGAUGAUACUUGAGAGGGAAACCGGAACGUAACUUGAGUUCUUGAAGAGCAGAGAUGAAGCUUGCGGUGUAACAGCAACUAGACUUGACCUCUUAAGGGAGUUUUACGCUGAAACGAGAGAGCAGAGUCGAAACCAAGGAUUAAUCCGUGAAUUGGACUUUGAAAAUAUGAUAACCAGUUGAUAUGAAUCAUAUAUUAUAGCCUGCUAGAAAACCUUAAUCUAUACAUUUUAGAAUGUAAUUCCUAACCCCCAUGGUAGUAGGGCAUUGUGAGUUCCUUCUUGUCUUAGAAACUUACCUACAGGGGCGACCCUAGGGUGGGAAAAAACGAAGGUAAAAGUGGUGGGAAAUACUCGCCCCCUGUCAUUAAUAAAAUUAAGAUUAUAGGUACACUAAAGCUAGCAUAAUCUACAAUUUUAUAACAUGACAGGAGGCUUCGUAUUUGCUGUUUUAACGCUCCCCGAGAAGGGCCAAGGAAGCGUGCACAGCCGGACGAAAAUAGAAGUUGCGGAACGUCUGUUCUCGGGACCAGUCUGCGGAGUGAAGAAUGUCUCGAAGAGAGGCUCCAGCGCUGAAUGCCCCCGAUGCCACCGCUCCUCUGAUGGAGUGGGCUCCGAAGGAGGUUUCAAUCCCGGCUAGGGAGAGCAACCACCUAACCCAUCGGGCAAGGGUUGUGGUUGACACUGGAUUAUGCGGUCGGACGUAUGAGACCAAUAGUUGGCUGGAGGAAGAAGGACGGAGAGAGGAGGUGAGUAAUAAAUAACGAGAAAGAAGAGAUACCACACACAAUUUCGGGUGGUUCAGGAAGUAAGGGUAAAAUAUAGAAGAGGAGUUAGAUUUCGUCCGUCUGGACACAGAAAAGGUGACACCCUCUGGGGAAAAGUUGAUAGCGUCAUGGUCAAAUGCUCGAACAUCCGAUACUCGUCGGAAGGACACUAAGCAAAGUAACAGGGUGAAUUUUGCUGAGAGUUGGCGGAGGGAUAGAUCCUCGUUGUUUGGCCAAGUCUCGAGGAAACGAAUCAUGACAUUGACGUCCCACAGAUGAGAGUAUUUCGGUUUAGGGGGGCGAGCCAGUUUGAUGCCUCGCAAUAGUCUACAAACCAGCUGGUCCUGGCCCACUGGAAUCCCGUCUAGAGGGACAUGGGCUGCAGAAAUGGCUGAACGGGAAACGUUGAUGGAUCUGUAGGAAAGGCCGAGAUCGAAUAGAUGAGAGAGGAAAUUCGAUAUGAACUGUCUAGGGGCCGUAAGGGGAUCGGUAUUCCGUUCCAGGCACCAAUUGCACCAAGCGUUCCAGGAGGAAAGAUAGCAUCUUCUAGUUCCAGGGGCCCACAAAUCCCAGAGGAGUUCCUUAGAUCUCUGUGAUAGUCCUCCGAAGUGCCAGGUUCCCCUGAAAGAGUCCAAGCUACUAGGUGGAGGUGGCCUUGUGCUAUCAUUGGAUGAGGGUUCCCUUGAGGGUCCUCCAGGAGGUUGGGCCAUGGAGGCAGAAGGAGAGGAUCUUGGCAGGAGAGGUCCAGAAGAUCCGGAAACCAUGCUUGGCCCCGCCAGAGCGGGGUGAGUAGUACCAGUGUGAUCUGUUGUCUGCGAAUCUGAAGGAGGGUUCUGGGGAUCAUUGCAAACGGAGGAAAGGCAUAGGCUCCGUCGUCGGCCAACUCUGAAGGAAGGCGUCCACGGCCGAGCAUUCUGGGUCUGGAAGCCAGCUGAAAAACCGUGGAACUUGAAAAUUUGUCCGGGAGGCAAAUAGGUCUAGGAUAAACGGGCCCCUGAGUUUGGAGAUGUGGAGAAAGAUUGUUCUGUGUAGGCGCCAGUCGCUGCCGUCUCUCCAAUAUCGGGAGAACCAAUCCGCGGUAAUGUUCGUCUCCCCUGGGAGAUAUUCUGCCCGAAGUGUGAUGUUGCGUUGGAAGCAAAAUUCGUAAAUGUCUUUUGUCACUUCGGAAAGGGUGCGAGAUCUGGCUCCGCCCAAUUUGUUGAUGUAUUGGACAGCUGAGAUAUUGUCCAUCCGAAGGAGAAUACAGCAGUUUGAGAGAUGACUAGUCAAACUGCGAAUUGCGAACGAGCCUGCGAUUAACUCCAGACAAUUGAUGUGGAGAAAGUGUUCUGAGGUGGUCCAUGGUCCUCCGGUGGAGGUUGUAUGACAGGUUGCGCCCCAGCCCUGGAGGCUCGCAUCUGAUUCCACCACAAAGUCCGGGGUGGGACCGAAAAUUGCCUUGCCGUUCCAGGCCGACAUGUGGCGGAGCCACCAAGACAGUUCCUCCUUCACCUCUGUAGUGAUCGGGACCCUCUGGUCGUAUGAUGGAUGGGUCCGGAGGAAUCGAGCUUUCAAGCGUUGCAUGGCCCGGUAGUGAAGGGGGCCUGGGUAGAUUGCCUGAAUGGAAGCAGAAAGGAGGCCAACGAUCCGAGCUAAUCCUCGAAGAGGUAAAUCCUCUUGACGAAGCGUUAUGCGUAGCUCCUUUCUGAUCGCAGUUAACUUGGACUGAGGUAGGCGAAGAACACAGGUUGAAGAGUCGAUCUCGAAGCCGAGAAAUUGAAUGACUCUGGAUGGGGACAGUGAUGAUUUCUCUUGGUUUAUGACAAACCCCAAGGAUUCGAUCAAUACAGAUGUAUAGUUCGUCUGUGAACGCAGUCUGGAUACGUCUUCGCAGAGAAGCAAAAGGUCGUCGAGGUAGAUUAAACAACGGAUGCCCCUUUCUCGAAGAUGUGCGGUGACUGGUUGAGCAGUUUGGUGAAACACCACGGGGCGGAACUCAGGCCGAAUGGAAGACAGGUGAAUUGGAAAAUUAGGUGGUGCCAAAGAAAGCGGAGGAAACGGCGACUGGAUGGGUGUACUGGUACCGAAAGGUAAGCGUCCUUGAGGUCGAGACGGGUGAACCAAUCGCCUGGUCGGAGAAUGUCUCUGAGGAGAUGGAUCCCUUCCAUUUUGAAAUGUCUGUAAAUAACGAAAGAGUUCAGUUGACGAAGGUUGAUUACUGGGCGAAAUUCCCCUGAUUUCUUCUUGACUAAGAAGAUGGAGCUGAGGAAACCUUUGUCGAAUGGAGCGAGUUGAAUCGCUCCUUUUGUUAAAAGAGAAUGUAGUUCUGAAUCUAGGUGAAGACUCUGAGACCUUGCCAUUUUUGGAUAGUGAGGAUAACCUGUUUGAGAAGGGAGAGAAUGAAACUCUAUGGAAUAACCCUGAACGGUGUUUAGGACCCAGGUAUCUGAAGACAGUGUCUUCCACAUGUCUACACAGUGUGACAACCUGCCUGCAUGAUGAACAGUAGAAAGGUGAAAGAUAGGAAAUCUCACCUGUUGGGUAUCUGCUGCGUCCGCGGGUUCUGUAACCUCUUCCCCUAUCCGCCCUUUGGGAGUAAGAGCCUCUUGGUUGAUAGUUGGGGAAGAAAGAUGAAGUUGGGGUUCUCUGGCGUUGGUUUGUGGUCCAGAAACGGCUGACUGUGCGACCCCUUGUACGGCCAGCCCUGCCAAAAACCCGUGAGGGUUGAUAAUGAAAUACCCUUUUCAUGGAUGACUGCGCCUUGUUUAGUGUGGCGUAUAAGUUUACAUGUUUAUUUAACUCUUUAAUAUAGGGUUCUCCAAACAAUAGACCCUGUGCUUUGGGGCCCAAUUCUUUUGUUCCCAAGUCAGCUAACUUGGCAUCCAUACGCAGCAGCACUGCUUUUCUACGCUCAGUACAGAGUGAUGUAUUAGCAUUGCCCAGCAGGCAAAUAGAGCGUAGGGCCCAUUCUCUGAUCACCGAUGGGUCUAGAGGGCCUUCAUUAGAUAAGGCUUCAUCAGCCAGUAGAAGAAUUUUUGCCAGAGGUCCUAGGAUAUCCAGCAUUUUGUCUUGGGUUAGACGUAGGCUGCGUUCAAUGCCCUUUUUUGGGUCACGGCCCGAUCUGGCCAGAUAUGUAUAGAGCAGCGUAUCAAACUCCGGGGUCACCGCGACAUUAUCCGGUAGAGUGGGUCUAGGACAUUCAGCUCGUAAUCGUUUGCGGACCUCCCGAUCUAGGGGUCUUCUGAUCCAAAAAAUGAAUAUACUGGGAAAGAUGGUCUGGUAGUCACCAUUCAGAUGAUCGAGGAUAUCUAAUUUGUCUCGGGUCAAAAAGAGGUUGACCAAGCGUAUCCAGAAAGGAUUCAGCGUCCCCAGAUGGAAGUGAUCCGGGUAUCGUAACUUCGGUUGGGAGGUCUCCCGUAAUAGAUUGAGGGAGAGGUGCUCCUUUAAAGGAUGUCUCGGGCCAGUCCUCCUCAUCUUCUGAGGAGUGGUCAGCUUGCCAUUCAUCUAGGAUGGCUAAUGGAUGUAAGUCGAAAGAGUCUUCCUCUUCUUCCGAUAGAGUAGGCUGGAUGGAGUGUUUCUCUCUAGCAUCCACCUGUUUGGGGCGUUUCGCCGGUUCUUUCCCCUUACGUUUGAGGGGUUCAGGCCCAUUCCCUUUCCAAUAACGUUUAUUUGGUUUGGAAGGGUUUCUUUUUGUGGAAUCGGAAUCCUCCGCAUCUUCGUCAGAAAGCGGGGUUUCAGAAAUUUUAGGGUCUUUUGGCUCAAUGGGCAGCACCCGAGCCAGGGCCAUUUCUAGCGAAGCAGCAACAGCUGCAUUUAUAAUUGCUUGCAAGUUUUGAUCUUGAUUUGAAGCCUCCAUAGCAACAGUGUUGGUACCUAUGGGGCAGAAUAGGCCAGUGUUAGAGUGUAGAUUAAGGCCGUCUCAAAUAUCAUAGUAUGUUAUUAUUUCACAUUGCAAGCUGUAAUUGGGGUCACCCAGUAUAAAUCACCUCAGGGAAUACUUUUCAAACCCGUAUAGAGGUAUAGUGGCACAGACAAAGCGGGCCAAUCAUGGGCUGUAUAUGAUAACAGCAAUCAUAAUUUAGUCUUAUGUGUUUAACCUUAUACACGUGCACAGUGUAGAUAUGAGUUGUAAUUAUAAGGUAUAUUUAGUGAUUAACGAUAAAUUAUAUAUGCAGUAUGAAUAAUCCUCCACUAGAGGGAAGUAGAGUGAGACAGAGAUGAAACUGCCUUUGGAAUUAAACUCCUUCCUCAGUAGAAAGGAGUAAGCAGAAAAAUAACUUUGUUAUAAUUAAAAUAAUGAGCAUGGAUUAAUGUGAAGGAAUAAAGAUAUGUGUUUAGAUAACGUUAUUUAACCGCUAUAAUAAGCGGUAAAAUGGCCGCCGCACGGCCAGAGUAAAUGGAGAUCGCGGCUCCAAGAAAAUGGCCGCCGCGAUCUCGCGCAUGCGCACGAGUGAGGAAGCCGUUUGGAUCCCGCGGAAGAGCGCGAGAUCCAAGAUGGCCGCCGUGCACACUGGGGACCGUUGGAGGCGUACUCCGCGGUCCAAAAAGCCCGGGAAAAACGGGGCAAAAAAUGCAGCUCGAAGAAACCGGGCUAAAGAAAGGUAGAAAAUAAUAAAACUGACAGUAGUCAAGUAUAAAAGCAGAAAGGGGAGAAAACAAUGAAAUACCAAAGUGUAGAUAGAGAUGUGGAAAAAAAUUAUUUUAUCAGAAAUAGUAUAAAGAGAAAAUAUAUAUAUAUAUAUAUAUAUAUAUAUAUAUAUAUAUAUAUACUAUAAAGAAAUAUGAAAUAAAGAGAUGACAGAUAUGAUAAUAAAUAAACCACAGAAACCCACAGAAGUAGGAGACAGUGGCACUCUGACCUGUACUGGUGUGAAGCAGCAAAGAAAGAGGAAAUGACAUCACUGGGAGGGACUCAUAUACCUUGUUAUCCUUUUUUCUGAUUGGUUACCUUGUUACUAAGUAAAAAAGUGCUGCUGUGAAGCUUAAGUAAAGAAAGUCUUAAGCAAAUACGAAGCCUCCUGUCAUGUUAUAAAAUUAGAAUUCACCUUGAAUUCUUGACAGUGCACACUUUAGUGAAUAACCUUGUACAACAUUUUACGAAAUAAAAUUUAUAGUUUAUAGAGCACCAACAAAUUCUACAGCACAAUAACAUAGGUGAACACAGGAACAAGUGGGGUAAAGUGGAACAAGAGGUAAGGACAAGAUGUAUUUAAUGUAUGGGAAACAGUAAGUUACUAUAAUAAUAAUAGAAAAUAGUGUAAUAGCUACUGGCGUUAGAUUUAAAGUGCAAAAAUCGUCAUGCAAUCUAAUGAUGUACUGCUUGUUACCCCCGUGAGACCAAUCACACCAGUUUUAUAACUAAAACAUUAACACACAGAACAAGCGCAAUAAAAUAUUUUUUUGUGACAGUGUACCACAAAUGGUGAUAUAUAAUAACAUAUACCCUUUUAUAGAUUCCAGGGUGGUCACUAAAGAGAUAAAAUACACAAUCGCAUAAGGCAAUACAGCAGGUAUAAUGAAUAAAUAAAGAGGUAAAAAAAGCACUAAAAGGUAUCACACUUUUCUAUAGCCUGUAUAUAACACUGGAUCAAGUAUAUAUGCUUGAGUGUGGUAUGCAGGAUGUUCCACCAGAGUCUAUUGAUAGCAGCUUUAAUUCUCAGGAGUAAAAAGAGAAGUACCAAAUAUAAGAUAAAGUAAAAAUGUAUUUUAUACAGCAAACAUAAAAACCUUACAUUUCAGUUUGCUUAGUGCCAUAAAAGUUCACAGUCUUAGCACAACGCUUUUCAACAGAAUUUGCGUCUUCCUCAGGUGCUGGGUGCUUGAUGCUGCAGGUAUCCCCUUUUUUUAAAUUGACGAAAUUGGUGCCAGAAUCACCGGUUUCGUCAUCAGUGAUAUAACUUACGGUUUUGCCGACCAGACAGAGUCACCAUCUUGGUACAGCCAAAGGUGUACUGCAUCAUAUGAGGUUUCCACUGGAACAAUGAUUACCUUAGAUACUAUUUCCAGUUCAGCUUGACUGACAGAGUGGCCAUAUUGGUACACCAGAAGUUAUAGUGCAUAAUUUCCGGUUUCAGCCAGAAUAGUUAAAGGACCACUAUAGGCACCAAGACCACUUCAGCUUAAUGAAGUGGUCUGGGUGCCAGGUCCAUCUAGGAUUAACUCUUUUUUUUAUAAACAUAGCAGUUUCAGAGAAACUGCUAUGUUUAUAAAUGGGUUAAUCCAGCCUCUAGUGGCUGUCUCUUGACAGCCGCUAGAGGCGCUUGCGUGCUUCUCACUGUGAUUUUCACAGUGAGAAGACGCCAGCAUCCAUAGGAAAGCAUUGUGAAUGCUUUCCUAUGGACUGGCUGAAUGCGCGCGCGGCUCUUGCCGCGCAUGCGCAUUCAGCCGAAGAGGAAGAGAAGAGGAAGGAGAGGGGGAGGAGAGCUCCCCGCCUGGCGCUGGAGAAAGAGGUAAGUUUAACCCCUUCCUCUCCCCAGAGCCCGGUGGGAGUGCCAGGGAAAUGUGCCAGGAAAAUGAGUAUGUUUUCCUGGCACUAUAGUGGUCCUUUAAAUCAGCCUUAUCAUGGAUGUUGAGCUUAGCACGUCACUGCCCAUCUCAGCAUCAGUAGUUGGAAAUGUUGCGGCAGCCAUCUUGGUCCUCUUUUCGGGUUCAUUUUUUUAUAUACCUCAAUUCAAACAUCCAUAUUAGGACUCCAACAAAAAUUUACACAUGGAUAUAGUAAAAUAUUAAAAGAAGAUAAUACUCUAUAUGUCCAUAUUGUGUGUAGGGGGGAAAAAUGGGAACAAACAGUUGCAGGAAAAAAGAAUCACAAUGUGUAUAUGUGUGUGUAUGUGUAUAUAUAUAUAUAUAUAUAUAUAUAUAUAUAUAUAUAUAUAUAUAUAUAUAUAUAUAUAUAUAUAUAUAUAUAUAUAUAUAUAUAUAUAUACUGUAUAUCAAGCAUGUCACCAUCUUUGCGGCCCAGCGAGCCGCGAGUGCAUGCUCAGUGUUAUAGCAGAGUAGGCACCUGCUUUCCCCACAUUGCAGGUGCCUACUCUGCUAACACUUACCCGGCCGGGGAGGAGGACCAGCGAGGGAGCUCAGUGUCCCUGCUCCUCACUGUUCCAUUGCGCGUGCCGACUGAAGUGAAGCCGGGCGCCGAAAUAUGACUUCAUAUUCCUGCAUUACUAAACCGCGUGAGGGAGCAGUGAAGAGACUUCCAGGGAGAUGCCCCACAUUGGCUCCUAAAGGUAGGGAACAAUAAAGUCAAAUGUGUGUGUGUGUGUGUGUGUGUCUAUCAAUGUGUGUGUCUGUCAGUGAGUAUGUGUGUGUACCUGUCUGUCAGCAAGUAUGUUUGUCUGUCAAUGAGUAUUUCUUUCUGUGUGUGUGUGUGUGUGUGUCUGUCAGCAAGUAUGUGUGUGUCUGUAUGUGUGUGUCUGUCAGCAAGUAUUUGUGUGUCUGUCAAUGUGUCUGUAUGUGUGUCUGUCUGUCAGUGUGUGUGUGUGUCUGUCUGUCUGUGUGUCUGUCUGUGUGUCUGUCUGUGUCUGUCUGUAUGUGUGUCUGUCUCUGUGUGUGUGUGUGUGUCUGUCUGUGUGUCUGUGUGUGUGUCUGUGUGUGCCUGUGUAUCUGUCUGUCUGUGUGUGUGUCUGUCUGUUAGUGUGUCUGUCUGUUAAUGUGUCUGUCUGUUAGUGUGUCUGUCUGUUAGUGUGUCUGUCUGUCAGUGUGUCUGUCUGUCAGUGUAUGUGUGUGUCUGUCUGUCAGUGUGUGUCUGUCUGUCAGUGUGUGUGUCUGUCUGUGUGUCUGUCUGUGUCUGUCUGUAUGUGUGUCUGUCUCUGUGUGUGUGUGUGUGUGUCUGUCUGUGUGUGUGUGUCUGUCUGUGUGUGUGUCUGUGUGUGCCUGUGUAUCUGUCUGUCUGUGUGUGUGUCUGUCUGUUAGUGUGUCUGUCUGUUAAUGUGUCUGUCUGUCAGUGUGUCUGUCUGUCAGUGUGUCUGUCUGUCAGUGUAUGUGUGUGUCUGUCUGUCAGUGUGUGUCUGUCUGUCAGUGUGUGUGUCUGUCUGUCUGUCAGUGUGUGUGUCUGUCAGUGUAUGUGUAUGUGUGUGUGUUUGUCAGUGAAUAUGUGUGUGUGUCAGCGGGAGGAUCAGAUUUGGCACAGGGUGUUAGAGGGGGUGCUGUGGUUUAGUAGAGGGGGAUGCUGGGGUUAAAAAUAAAACCUAAGUUUCUAUGAAAAUGUAAGGUUUUUUUUUUUUGCAGCCCACAUAAACCUUGAACCUUGUUUAUAUGGCCCAUGCCAGACUUUAAGUUUGACAUGCUUGCUGUAUAUAAUUCCACGUGUCCUGCACUCACUGCUCCCGGUCUUGUGGUGGUGCAAUCUCUGACCUUAGUAUACAUGAUGUCUUGAUGGAGAGCACUCACAGGACUCAGAAAUUUUUCAAAUAGUGUUUUUUUAUUUUAGCAUCAAAUCUUCAAAUACAAAGUGUUGACGUUUCAGUCCAACUGGACUUUUAUCAAGAUGGUCUUGAUAAAAGUCAGUCUGGUUGGACUGAAACGGCGACACUUUGUAUUUGAAGAUUUGAUGCUAAAAUAAAAAAACACUAUUUGAAACAUUUCUGAGUCCUGUAAGUGCUCUCCAUCAAGACAUUAUAUAUAUUGUAACAAACCACCUCUUUUACAGGUAGGAUUGUCACAGAUCUUGCAGUAACCACAGCCUUCUAGGGUAUACAAAGUCCAGGACACAUUCAGCUCGGUUUUCCUUUUUAUUCAGUAAGAAAACAGGUGCUUUAAAUAAUAACAAAAACAAACAAAAUCCCUUGCUCUUACUUGAGCUCUUACUAGACAGUAAUUGCUAUCUGCAAUUGGGUGGCUUUCCCACUUACCAAUUUUCCAAACAAAAGAAAUGUCUUUGCAAUAAACACAAUCUCUCCUAGCUGUCUUUUUCUCCCUCACUCUGCAGCAGGCUGCCCUCUUCUUUUAAAGGCCUGUCUACUAAUUGACUGGCUACAGGUGAGUGCCAAUUAACUAACUCGUAAGUCAGAUCCAAAUAGUGGUCUGUUACACAGCAACUAAUGCUGUUGGAGCAUUGGCCCACCCUGCUCUCCAAAUACUCUGCCCCAGGGACCCAUACCAUGUUUUGCAGAACCUUAGCAAUGUAGAUUGCAAACUCUAACAUCUCUCCCUGGGGCAUUUAACUGAAAAUUCUCAGGUUGCUGUUUAACAAAUCAGGCCUGAUGUAUCUUCCAUCAAGCACAAUUCCACUUUUACGCUCACAAUAUAUAUAUAUAUAUAUAUAUAUAUAUAUAUAUAUAUAUAUAUAUAUAUAUAUAUAUAUAUAUAUAUAUAUAUAUAUAAUUUAUUUAUUUAUUUUUCAUGUUAACUCUAAAAAAUAUAUAAAAAUAAAAACACUUAAAAAUGAUAUAUUAAUACUCAAAUAUAAUUAUACAUUUCAAUGUUUAAGCCUUCUGAAGAGAGGGUUUCCAAUUUGAAAAUCCACUUCAUUUCUGUUUUGUUCAAUAAUUUCAAAUGGUGCUCCUCUCUCCAAUAAAAUGUAAUGAGCUAAAAUCACCAUUAUGAACUUGAUUAAAAUGAGCUGAAACCUUAUUUUUUAUAUAUGCUCAUUAACUCUUGUUUUUAAUGGUCUUGUGGUCCUAACCAUAUACUGUAGCCCACAUUUACAUGUAAUAAAUAUAUGACAUGACUUGUAUAGCAUGUAAUAUUAGAUUUAUUCUUAAACUCUCUAUUAUUCAUAUUAGAGGAAAUUUAUCUAUCUUUUAGUACUGGCUUUUGUUAACUGACAGGCUUUACACUGUCCACAGUUAAAAAAAAAACAAAAAAAACUUUUAUCUCUGUACUUUUGAGAUUCCUAUCCCCUAAACCUACUUUUGCAAUACAACUUUUCGUUAAUACUUGCUUUAAGUUUUUCGCUCCUCUGUAUUCCAUUUUUGGUUUGAGUCCCAUAAAAACAUCUAAAUCUUUAUUUUGUUUGAGAAUGUGCCAGUGUCUAUUUAUUUUAUUUUAUUUUUUUUAAGAUCAUGACUUUGUGUGUUAAAAUUAGAAAUAAAACUGAUUUGCUCAUCUGUUAUGUUUUUCUUUGUAUUUUAAUAGUUCUUUUCUCGGUUUUGAGUACAUUUCUAGCAAUUGUUUUUCCACUUCCUCUUUCUCAUAUCCUUUUUGAUAAAAUAGUUUCUUUCAUUUUUGUGAUUGUUUUACGAAUGUACCUUCAUCCUUGAAAUUACUCUUAAGCCUAGUAAAUUGACCUUGGGAAUAUUUGUCAACCAAGUGACAACUUUUUUUUAUCUAUGUAACUAUUAAUGUUAACCUUUUUUUUUUUUUUAAAAGUACUCGUUUUAAUAACAUCAGUCUUAAUAAAAAUUCUAAAUCUAAAAAAUGAAACUCCUGGGUGCUAAUAUCGGUAGUUAAUUUUAUGUCCCAGAAGUUUGAAUUUAAAAAAAGAUACAAAUAAAUCCAGCGAGGCACGGCUACCUUUCCAAAUAAAAAAGAUAUCAUCGAUAUACCUUCUAUAGAGGAACAAGUUUGCAUUCCAGUCAUGUUAAGAAUAAAUAACUCUUCCCAAUAUGCCAUAAAUAAGUUUGCAUAACUGGGUGCGAACUUGGUUCCCAUUGCAUUACCUCAUGUCUGUAAAUAAAAAUCUCCCUCAAACCAGAAAAAAAUAUUAUGUAAAAUACAAGAGAUACCGUCAAUAAUAAAAUGUAUCUGUUCUUCCUUAAAAUCCAUUGAAUAAUCCAUAAAAAAAGUAACUGCACAGCCUAUGUGGUUCUCUAUAAUGGUGUGUAAACUGCUCACAUCCCAAGUGACUAGUAUGCAGUCUCCACACCAUUUGGCAACAUCUAAAAUCUGUAAUAGGUUCAUAGUAUCUUUUAAAUAGGACCUAGCUCUAGCCACCAAUGGAUGUAAUAAAAAAUCUACGUAUUGUGACAAGGUGGAUAAAAGUGAAUCCACCACUGCUACAAUUGGUCUACCUGGAGGUAAAUUGGAUUUUUAUGUAACUUUGGUAGAAUAUAUAUAUAUAACCGGUAUAAUGGGAUUGUUUUGAUUUAAAAAUUUAUAUUAGUUUUCGUUUAAAUACAUUUUUUCACACCAUCAUCUAAAAAUGUAAUAAUUUUUUCUUUAAUUUCUCUCUCAGGAUUAUUCUUUAAUCUACAGUAAGUUUACCGUAUCCGACAAUUGAUUAAAAGGUCACUAAUAUAAAAUUAUUUAUCCAUGAUAACAACUCCUCCGCCCUAUCGGCUGGUUUAAUUACUAAAUUUUUGUCCUCCCUUAGUUCUUUUAGGGCUUUUAUUUCUCCAUUGAAUAUACAGUUAGGUCCAUAAAUAUUGGGAUAUCGACACAAUUCUAAUCUUUUUGGCUCUAUACACCAACACAAUGGAUUUGAAAUGAAACAAACAAUAUGUGCUUUAACUGCAGACUUUCAGCUUUAAUUUGAGGGUAUUUACAUCCAAAUCAGGUGAACGGUGUAGGAAUUACAACAGUUUGUAUAUGUGCCUCCCACUUUUUAAGGGACCAAAAGUAAUGGGACAGAUUAACAGUCAUAAAUCAAACUUAAACUUUUUAAAACAGGUUGCCAAUCCUUUGCAGUCAAUUACAGCCUGAAGUCUGGAACGCAUAGACAUCACCAGAUGCUGGGUUUCAUCCCUGCUGAUGCUCUGCCAGGCCUCUACUGCAACUGUCUUCAGUUCCUGCUUGUUCUUGGGGCAUUUUCCCUUCAGUUUUGUCUUCAUCAAGUGAAAUGCAUGCUCAAUCGGAUUCAGGUCAGGUGAUUGACUUGGCCAUUGCAUAACAUUCCACUUCUUUCCCUUAAAAAAACUCUUGGUUGCUUUUGCAGUAUGCUUCGGGUCAUUGUCCAUCUGCACUGUGAAGCGCCAUCCAAUGAGUUCUGAAGCAUUUGGCUGAUUAUGAGCAGAUGAUAUUGCCCUUAACACUUCAGAAUUCAUCCUGCUGCUUUUGUCAGCAGUCACAUCAUCAAUAAAUAGAAGAGAACCAGUUCCAUUGGCAGCCAUACAUGCCCACGCCAUGAUACUACCACCACCAUGCUUCACUGAUGAGGUGGUAUGCUUUGGAUCAUGAGCAGUUCCUUUCCUUCUCAUACUCUUCUCUUCCCAUCACUCUGGUACAUGUUGAUCUUGGUCUCAUCUGUCCAUAGGAUGUUGUUCCAGAACUGUGAAGGCUUUUUUAGAUGUUGUUUGGCAAACUCUAAUCUGGCCUUCCUGUUUUUGAGGCUCACCAAUGGUUUACAUCUUGUGGUGAACCCUCUGUAUUCCCUCUGGUGAAGUCUUCUCUUGAUUGUUGACUUUGACACACAUACACCUACCUCCUGGAGAGUGUUCUUCAUCUGGCCAACUGUUGUGAAGGGUGUUUUCUUCACCAGGGAAAUAAUUCUUCGGUCAUCCACCACAGUUGUUUUCCGUGGUCUUCCGGGUCUUUUGGUGUUGCUGAGCUCACCGGUGCGUUCUUUCUUUUUAAGGAUGUUCCAAACAGUUGAUUUGGCCACACCUAAUGUUUUUGCUAUCUCUCUGAUGGGUUUGUUUUGUUUUUUCAGCCUAAUGAUGGCUUGCUUCACUGAUAGUGACAGCUCUUUGGAUCUCAUAUUGAGAGUUGACAGCAACAGAUUCCAAAUGCAAAUAGCACACUUGAAAUGAACUCUGGACCUUUUAUCUGCUCCUUGUAAAUGGGAUAAUGAGGGAAUAACACACACCUGGCCAUGGAACAGCUGAGCAGCCAAUUGCCCCAUUACUUUUGGUCCCUUGAAAAGUGGGAGGCACAAAUACAAUCUGUUGUAAUUCCUACACCGUUCACCUGAUUUGGAUGUAAAUACCCUCAAAUUAAAGCUGAAAGUCUGCAGUUAAAGCACAUCUUGUUCAUUUUAUUUCAAAUCCAUUGUGGUGGUGUAUAGAGCCAAAAAGAUUAGAAUUGUGUAGAUGUCCCAAUAUUUAUGGACCUGACUGUAUGUUUUCAUACUUGCAGUUUUUAAAUGGUACAGAAAAAAAAUCGGAUUUUAAUUUAAGAUUGGUAUGUUUAAAAACCUCCACUUCUCUGGUAUAUUUAUCUUUUUCUUCUAUAUUUAAAAAAUAUUUUUUAACGCACAUUUUCUCAUAUAAUGGUUAAGGUCAAUAAAUAUUUCGAAUUUGUUUAAACCACAGCUUGGAGCAAAUUUAAAACCUUUCUCUUAAACCUUAUGUUGAUUAAAAUUUAAAGCUUUGUUAGAUAAAUUAACAUUUUUUUUAUAGGUUCUACAUCUUCCACUAGUUUUCCCUUAUUCUUCUUUGUCUUCCUCCCUCCUCUUUUCCCUCUUCUGUUGACUCUCUCCUUCUUUUAGGGGUGAAUGGGGAGUUCUCGGCCUCAAGUCUUGUGAUCUCGUGCUCCCUAUAAAAACCUCCUCCCCCACUGAACACAAGGGUUCAUAUCUAUUCCUUGUAUGAAUGGGCCUGUCAUUGGGCAUUUGCUUCCUAUUUGAUGAAAAAUGGGUUGUUCUCCUGUAAUUCGAGGUUUCAGGUUCUCUAUUUAACCGAGGGGAAGUAACAGUUGUUUUUCUCUGUUUCUCUCUCCUUACUUCAGUCCAUUUAUCCUCAUUUCUUUCUCUAACAACCUCAUUCUGUUUCGUCUGUUAUCAUAAACUCUAGGCUGAUAUUUCAGAAUAUUUUUUUUUUCAGUUUUCUCUGAGUUUCUUCUCCUUCUGGCCAAGUUACCGUGAUUUUCAUUUCUUUUAAUUUUAAAAUUAUCCUUUUUUUCCCAUUUUUUCUUAUGUUGCCCUUCUUGUAGUCAUCUGUAUCUCUUUGAUACUUCUUUUGUUUUAUGUUUAAAAUAUCCUGUUCUAAUUUGUCAAGUUAGAAAUUAUUGAGGAUAUAUCUUCAAAGUCUUUAGUUCAUACAAAAGUUCUUCUAACUUCUCCCUUAUACUUUAAUCGCUCCAACUAGUUUUCCCAAGGAAAUCUUUCUCUAUUCACCAAUAAUUUUCAUCAAAGUAACAGAAAAAGACUCCAUGGCUAUAUUCCAGAUGGAGAUCAAGGAGUCAUUCUCCCGGGGAAUUUGCUAAAACGUAUCCCUGGGAGUUAUCUCUUCCUUUAGAUAUUUCUCUAAGAUGAAAAUCUCCCAUUUUAUUUUCAAUUCUCGGAUCAGUAUAACUUUUAUCUCUCUACCAGUGAGAUCUCUUCCUCCUAAACUUUCUUUUGCAAUACAACUUUUCGUUAAUACUUGCCUUAAAUUUUUCACUCCUCUGUAUACCAUAAUGGUGAUUUUAGCUCAUUACAUUUUAUUGGUAUUCAAAAAGUGGAUUAACCCUGGAGAGAGGGGACCACUUAAAAUUAUUGAACAAAACCGAAAUGAACUGUUUAUCCCUUGUUUUAUUUAGAAAAUUGGGCAGACUAGAUGGGCCGAAUGGUUCUUAUCUGCCGUCACAUCCUAUGUUUCUAUGUUUCUAUGUUUCCCUUUUUUCCCCUACACACGUAUGGAGUAUUAUCUUUAAUAUUUUACUAUAUCAAUGUGAACAUUUUUGUUGGAGUCCUAAUAUGGAUGUUUGAAUUGAGAUAUGUGAUAUGGCUGAUUUAGCUGUUCUGGCUGAAACCUAUAAUGAAGCGGUACACCUUUGGGUGUACCAAUAUGGCCAUUCUAUCCGGCAGGUGGAACUGGAAAUAGCAUCUAAGGUAAUCACUGUUCCGACGGAAACCGGAUAUGAUGCGUUACACUUUCGGGUGUACCAAGAUGAUGACUCUGUCCGGUUGGUGAAAUCGGAAGGGAUAUCACUGAUGAUGGAACCGGUGAUUUUUGCGCCAAUAUCUGAUUUUUUGCGCCAAAAUGGGAUACCGGCAACAUCAAGCACCUAGCACCUGAGGAAGACGCAGGCUGCAUUGAAAGGCCUUGCGCUAAGGCUGUGGACUUUUAUGGCACUAAGCAAAUUGGAAAGUAAGGUUUUUAUGUUUGUUGUAUAAAUAAAAUGUAAACUUUAUCUUAUAUUUGGUACUUCUCUUUAACUUUGUACUCCUGAUGAUUAAAGCUGCUAUCAAUAGACUCUGGUGGAACAUCCUGCAUAUCACACUCAAGCGUAUAUAUCUGAGCCAGUGUUAUAGACAGGCUCUAGAAAAUGUGAGUGUGAUACCUUUUAGUGCUUUGUUACCUCUUUAUUUAUUCAUUAUACCUGCUGUAUUACCCUAUGAGAUUGUGUAUUUUAUCUCAAUAGUGACCACCCUGGAAUCUCUAAAAGAGUAUAUUUAAAUUUUUAUAUGUUAAUAUAUAUCACCAUUUGUGGUACACUGUCACAAAAAUUAUUUUAGUGCGCUGCUCACCUUUCUUGUUCUGUGUGUUUAGGUUACUACAAUAGAUUACAGGGAAGUGUUAGACGGGUAAGGUAAAGUCACGUACAGUAUAACAGGUGAUGAGCGGUUGUGUACCUUAGAUAUAGAACAGUCAUUUUAGUGAUAAAGCCUGUGACGUUGUGUAAUUUACUACAUGUGCUGUUUGUUUAGUAUUUUCAGCAGAUCAAAAAUGCACAUAACUCAACAAUAAUGGAGUAUGGUAUCAACUGUUUUGUCAAUAGUUAAAGUUUGCUCUGAACAGGAUUUAAAAAUAAGGUUGGAUCUCACAUCCUCAUUUCCUCCACGUGCAGUCACUUUAGGCUUUUGUGAGUUUCAGUAGACAAAAAACACACAUUAUUCAUAGUGUGAAGCAAAACUAUAAAUUGCUGUAUCCCUCAAUUUGAGUGCAGCACCAAAAUAUAUAUAUUUAUUUAUUACUGGCAUUUAUAAAGUGCCAACAUAUUCCGCAGCGUUGUACAAUUGGGAGAACAAUACAAUAUAAACAGACCGAUACAAAAGGUAGAUGGCCCUGCCCGUGAGCUUAUAGGGAAAUGGGACAAGAGGUAGCAGAGGACAUUGAAGGUGAUGGCAGAGAGAAUUUAUAGUGUGACUGCAGUGAUUGAUAACAUGCGAAGGGAAUGAGGAGGUGAUUGACUGUGUUUGGAAACAGCUGGAGGAGUCAUGCUAUAUAAUUAGAAGGAACCAGGGUGGGUAGAGCAGAGUAGAAAUAAAGAUUCUUAGUUGCAGAGAUGGAAGUUAAAUUGGGCCUGAGGAAGAAGCAUGAACAGUUAUAUAAAGGAAUUUACUGUUAGGAGUGACAAGCAGAGGGAUGUUCAGGGGAGAGGAGUGGUGGUACGGACUAGCCAUUUGUUGCACAUAUUAAAAUAUUUACCAAUUAAAUCCAAUCAGCAAGAUUAUUAAUUACUACAGGUAACGGCAAGUACAAAUAUUACAGUGGUAAACUCUAAGUAAAAAUGGUAACAAUGUAAUAGUAAAUUUAUAUGUAGUAAAAAGGUGGAAGGAAUCUGGUGAGGUAUCUUCUGAAUCCCAGUCCAUACCUUAAAGCUACAGUGUUCAAAUGAAGAUUCUUAGUUGCAGGGAUGGAAGUUAAAUUGGGUGUUAAAGCUACAGUUAUCAAAUGAAGAUUCUUAGUUGCAGGGAAGAAAGUAAAAUUGUGCCUUAAAUUAUAUGUUCCAGUCUGCCCAAGAUUGAUGGGGGGUGUAGCAGAGAGCUAGUCCUAGCAGGGACUGUCCUCCGCUGGUAUUCCAAGAUGCGCUCAGGAACAAGUAGAAUAUUCCAAGGAAACAGACAAAUACAGGAAAACACCUUCCCAGCAACUGGACAACACUGAUUUUAAUGGAGCCACAGCCUGUUAUGAGAAUCCCCAUGCAAGGGGUUUCCAGAUACAUAUUCCAUGGGCAUUCCCCUCUGGACCUGAGAGUAGACUGAAGCAGAGUACACAAUAUUACAUUACCUCUCAGGUCCAGGACCUUUAACACCCCAAAAUAUACAUUUCCCCAUAAGGUACCCCCUCAUGUACAAUAUCCCCGGAUAACCUGGGUCUGUGAGCCCAAUAUAUCUGAAAAGCGCUAAGAUCCCAUGAACACAGCUGAAACGCCACCGGAGUAUAGUUUAAACCGACCGCACACGAGGCGCCUGCCCAAAAAGGUUCCAUGAUAAUAGGCUGUGUGGUCGGUCUCUUUAGGGAGUACAAAAUACUUAGAAUAUAAUAUAACAACUGUUCGUGUGUCUCUUCGUAUCAAUAUCUAGUUCGGGAGGUUGCUCCCCAUGAACACGCGCUCUAUUCGCAUGAAUUUCUACGAAUGGAACAGAAGGUGGAAGUCCCAGCGGUGUUUGUGCUGUCAAGUGGAUGAUUUUAGUUCCAUACACUCGACGACCAAACACUGCUGUCUCUGUUCGUAUUCCAAGAUGGCCACCACCACGUGUUCGCACAUAUGAAUAGCGGCCACCAAGCCGACUGCUUGGAAUGUUCAUGUAGUUGCGGUUUGUGGAGGUGUGAACGGGUUUAUUGAUGUUAAUGAGCUGCACACUCCACAUCUGGGUGGCCUGCCAUUUGGUAGUUUGUUCGAUUGUCGACCAGAACCGUGGGAGCAACUCAGGGGACCGGAAAUUAAUGAAAGGCCAGGUGAAACAGGGGAAAAGCAUGGGGUUUUAAUAAGAGGGAGAUUUGUCUCACACAGGGACUGCAAGUCCCAAACAUAGGGGACAACGGGGAGGGGGAAAACCGCCAUGGAAAGCCCAGAACAGUCAUAAGGGUACCGUCCCAAGGCCCAUUCUGCUACAGGGGGUUACAUACUCUGGUCAUAAAUUCUAUCCCUCAGCUCUAACUGUACUUUUUGGAAUGGUUUGGAAGAAAGGAAAAGAGAAAUUGUUGUAUGUCAGUAUAUCAUUAGCCCAUUAAAGGUACAUUAUAGCAUUAGGAAUACAAAUGUGCAUUUGUAACGCUAUAGUGCCCUGCACCCCCAUCCCCCCCACAUGAGGAUUCAAAGUACAUUUACCUUUUUUCCCAGGCCACGCUGCUCUUUCUACAGCUGGCCCCGCAUUUUUGGCUGAGAUUAUCAAGCUGCUUGAUCUCAUCCAAUCCAAUGCUUUUCCAUAGUGAAGCAUUGAGAGGUUAGUGCGUAUGUACGGCAAAACACUGCGCUGCACAGAUUAGAUUAGAUUGGUUUUACUCUGCUGUUUUACAGAAGCAUCUCUAGUGGCUGACACUAGAGGCAGGUUUAUUCGGCAAUAGAAACAUUGCCAUUCCUGCAGAACAGCAAUGUUUUCAACAGCAGGGUUAAAACAGGGGGCAUAUGGCACCCAGGCAUAUGGCACACUGUGUCUGAGUGUGUCUGUAAAUGUGUGUGUAAGUGUAUGUGUCUGUAAGGGUAUGUGUGUUUCACUGUGUGUAUGUGUGUGUGUGUCUGAGUAUGUGUGUGUGUCUGAGUCUAUGUGUGGGUGCCUGAGUGUAUGUGUGUGUGUAUGACUGUAAGUGUAUGUGUCUGUAAAUGUGUGUGGUGUCUGUGAGUGUGUGUGUCUGUGAGUGUAUGUGUGUAUAUGUCUGAGUGUGUGUAUAUGAGUGUAUGUGUCUCUACAUGUAUCUGUAUGUAUGUCUGUGUGUAUGUGUGUGUGUCUGUGUGUAUGUGUCUGCAUGUGUAUCUGUUUGUCUGUAUGUGUGGGGGGAUGGGGAUAUGUGGCUUAGGAGGUAGAUGUAUGGGGAGGCCCCAGGGCAAUUUUCGCACCGGGGCCCCGUGGUUUCUAGUUGGGGACUUAGUGUGGGUAGUUUGAUCUUGUUGAGAUACGCAUUUAUGUGAGUCUCCAGAGGCUCUGGGGUGUUCGGGUCAUUGUUCAAGUUAUCUAAGGCACUAAAGUACCUUGCAGACUUGCUGAUUUCUCUAGGUAUCAUUACUUUGGAACCAUUCCUGGCCAGGAGGUAGUCAAUUUUCCAGUUCGCCUGUAAAGUUUUUAAUCUAUUGACCAGUAGUUUGCUCGCCCUGUUGCCCUGCAUAUAGUAUUUAGCUCUGAGGCGGUGCAGCUGAAAUCCCACUGCGUCUAAAGCUUGUUGGUGUAAUUGCCUCAUAAUAGAGGUAAUUUGAGAGCAUAGCUCUGCAGAUGGGUGUAAUUGGUUCUGGAUAGUGAGGCAAUAUAGUUCUUGUUGUUGGGACGAGAGUUUAGCACUAAAGCAUUUUUUUUCAAUAGGAUGCCCUACGAAUCAAUAUGCCUCUAGCUACCGCUUUGUGUGCCACCCAUAUGGUCUGAGGGGACAUGUCUUGUGUAUCAUUGUCUGAGAAGUUAGGGAUUGUUUAAGUUCCUGAGUGAAAGUCUCAUCCUGCAGGAGUGAGAUAUUCAGCCUUCAGGGGCUGCGUUGUUUAUAUUCAUAAUGGUCUCUGAGUUCCAGCGUGACCGGCGCAUGGUGGUCCAACCACGUUAUGACCCCUAUGCUGCAGCGAACCACUUGGUUUAGGGCUGACCCCAACAUAAGGAAAUUGUCUAUAGGGGAGUAGGUGUUUUGCACCGAGGAGUAGAAUGUGUAUGAUUUCUCUGUUGCAUGAUAGAGCCUCCAUAUAUCAUAUACACGGUAUAAGGAAAGUAGUUUCUGUAUCGAUUUACAGUGCAGUGUAAUGGUCUGUAAUGUAAACCCCUUGGGGAAAAUGUUGUGUCCAGCUUUGCAUCCAGGACGUGGUUGAAAUCACCACAUACUAUAGGGAUAUAGGGACAAUAGGGAUCCCUUGUUGGAAUUUGGAUGGUUUAUGAAGGACCUGGUGCAGGAAGUUCAGUUGGUUCGUGUUGGGAGCAUAAAUGUUAGCGAUUGUGUAUAAGAUAUUGUUUAUCAUUCCCACUAUAAAGACAUAACGUCCCUGAUCAUCAAUGUCUUGGGUGUGGACUGUAAAUGACAGCCCUUUGUUGAUUAGUAUGGUUGCCGGUGAGGUGGCAUGGAAUUGGGGGAUAGUGUUUUUUGAUACCCCUCUUGAAAGUGCCGCCCUCGGGAUAGGUGCAGCACUGAUUACAUGAUAAAUGAGUAUAUAUCCAAGACUGGAGCACUACAGCAAUACCCAGAGAGCUUGGAAACAGCCAGACUGUCAGGGUCUUACCUGAGUUGGGAGUCUGUAGCGCAGAUAUGAUGCUCACCCUUGCAGAUAGCCACAGGCCGAGGUGGUCAGGUAAGAAUUCACCUGGCCUGUGGGUCUGUGCACGGGGGCUGUGCAGGAUGCAGUACCAAUACGCAGGACAGGCAAGGACUGAACCAGCAGGAUGGUCGAGGGAUAGCCGAGGUCAAAGGAUGCCAGAGGACAGGAACAACGAGGAGUAGCCGAAGUCAAGGGAUGCCAGAAGUCAGAAUAAACGAGUCAGGAAGCCGGGGUCAAUAAUGCGAAGCGAUGAAACAGAAACACUGGAACAAACAGGAUCAAGGACUUGACACUGAGCACAGGGCGAGGCUGGGUUUAUAUACCCUGCUGAUGACUGAUCAGAGUCAGGUGAAACACAGCCAAGUCAAGGUGCAGCCCCCAGAGUAGUAGCCAUGUCAGGAUGAACAGGAUUGGAAUCAGUCUUCACUGUAAAUAGCUGCUGUGGCUCAGAGGUAGAAAGCAGGACCAGGACUGAGAAGAUCCCCGGUUCAAGUCCCCUGUUGGGAACUCCAAGAGCGACCACGUCUUGCCGUCUGUCUAUCAGGUGAGAACCGUGACAGUACCCCCCCCUUUAAAAACGACCUCCGGGCGUGAAUGGGUUCAUUGUCAGCAUAGUACACCUCUCCAGGGUCACUAUCUGAAUCCAGUGAGUCCCCAUAGUCAAACUCCCCAGCAAGGAUUCCCUUUACAGCUUGGGAGUCCGCAGUACCAGCUUCUGGUACGGCUGGAGAAUUGUCCAGGUCUUUUAGGUUCCGGGUACAGGUGGCAAGCACUUCCAAAACUUUGGCAGGAGCAGUGUUCGCAGCUAACAAUGCUUUUUCGAACAUUUCAAGGUUUUCUUUACGGACUAUAGUGCCAUUAGAAGCAACGGCACAAUCCACAGGUAAAACCUCUUCGGGCGGGCAGGAAGUAGUGGUGGUAUCACAGGAAGCAACUUCGGGAGUAGAUGCAGGAGGCUCUGGAGCAGGGGAUGGAGGUUUUCUCGCGGAAGCCAAGCAUGUGCAAGCACAACGGCUUCUAUUUGGCUUUUUAGGCUGGUAUGCGGUGUACACAGGGCGAAGGAAACUAGUACCAAGUCGGAGAGCUGGAGGUCUAGGAGGGCGAACAGGACAAAGCGUGAUGAAGUGCCCUUUUUCUCCACAGUAAUAACAUAGGCCAUAGCUUCUCCUUCGGUCUUUUUCCUUAGGUGUCACUUUGCAGUGGACGAGUCCUAAUUGCAUAGGUUCCACAGGGUCAAGUGGAACACCGGAUACCUCUGGAGUUUUCCUGGGAGCUGGAACAUAAGGAGGCAUUUCUGGGGCGUAGUGGUGGUACUCGGUUUCUAGGUUAGGAAGAGUCUGAGAUUUUUUAGUACGUGGAGCUGACUUGGCCACAGUGGUCUUACAUUGUGAGUCCAUAGCAGUACUAAAGGAUUCCCAGCUGACCAGGACAGGACUCUUCGUCUGCAACAUUUGGUGAGCCCAAACUUUGAUGCGUCCAGACAACAGGUUGAUAGCCGCUCUGACCCUGAUGAAUUCUGUGGCAUAUGUUCGAGGCUUUAAAGAAAACAACACCUCACAAUCCAUCUUGAAAGACUGAAAGGAUGUGCGGCUACCAUCAAAUCGGUCGGGCAUGAUGACAAACGGUUCAGGAAAAGCUGGUUCCGGGGCUGGAUGUACUGCGCCUUUAAGGAAUAAAAUUUCUUGCUGCAGCUCCGAAACAGUCUGGGCCAGGCUGGACACACGCUGGGUCGAGGGUGAGCACAUCUCUGCGGACUCCAUAAUGGUCAAGUCCUUAUGUCAGGGUCUUACCUGAGUUGGGAGUCUGUAGCGCAGAUAUGAUGCUCACCCUUGCAGAUAGCCACAGGCCGAGGUGGUCAGGUAAGAAUUCACCUGGCCUGUGGGUCUGUGCACGGGGGCUGUGCAGGAUGCAGUACCAAUACGCAGGACAGGCAAGGACUGAACCAGCAGGAUGGUCGAGGGAUAGCCGAGGUCAAAGGAUGCCAGAGGACAGGAACAACGAGGAGUAGCCGAAGUCAAGGGAUGCCAGAAGUCAGAAUAAACGAGUCAGGAAGCCGGGGUCAAUAAUGCGAAGCGAUGAAACAGGAACACUGGAACAAACAGGAUCAAGGACUUGACACUGAGCACAGGGCGAGGCUGGGUUUAUAUACCCUGCUGAUGACUGAUCAGAGUCAGGUGAAACACAGCCAAGUCAAGGUGCAGCCCCCAGAGUAGUAGCCAUGUCAGGAUGAACAGGAUUGGAAUCAGUCUUCGCUGUAAAUAGCUGCUGUGGCUCAGAGGUAGAAAGCAGGACCAGGACUGAGAAGAUCCCCGGUUCAAGUCCCCUGUUGGGAACUCCAAGAGCGACCACGUCUUGCCGUCUGUCUAUCAGGUGAGAACCGUGACACAGACCUACAUAUAGUUUAAACAUAUUUUACUUCAUAUUUCAAUUUAAACAUGGGUCUAUUGUUUUUGUUCAGAAGACAAAUCUUCUUAUAGGAACACUAUAAUGAUAGGAAUUCAAACCUGUUUUCAUAAUGCUUUAGUGUUCCUGUCCUAGUUAUUGAGCCCCUCCUCACCUUUUUAUCAAUACAUUUUCUUAAAAUAAAGCUUUUUACAUCCCAUAGGAAAGCAUUCAAUCAGUCUUAUUUCAGAGGUGGAUUUAACCCUGCCUUUUAAAUGUUGUAGUUUCUAAAAAUCUGACAAUAAAACAUUACAAACACAAAAGGACAAGACCACUGCACCCUGGUCACUUUAUUGAAAUUAAGUGGCCUGUGUGACUUUAGUGGCUCUUUAAAUUUAGAAUUUUUUAUAUUAAUAAAAACAUGUAUUGCUUGAAGGCAAAUUUUCAUUUCCUAGAACAAGGGUGGGCAACCUACGGCACUAGUGCCAUGCACGGCACUCAAGGUGUCUUUGCACGGCACUCCAGGCUGCUAGAGCCAAACAGGCUCUGGCCUAUCAGGAGUCCCAGUAAAACUUCAGAUAUCUGCUAAUACGAAAAGGUGGUGAAGGACAAUCCUCAAUUUAUGCAUUGCAGCACGUAGAGGAAGUGAUCUCGGAUCUGUAGUAGAGCAUCCCACAGCUGUUGUUGCAGCUCCUGUCCUUGACCUGCACCAGGCCAGCCUGGUCCCGACUGGAACCCAGGGAAGCCACCUACACUGCUAGAUAUACACAGAAAUGCAGAAUAACCCUCCCCUCAUACAAAUAAUACGACAGCCCACAAACAAACAUACACACAAUCCGCACAAACGUAACCCGCUAACAAUCCACAUACAUGCUGCACACAACCCCACAUGCAGCCUCUCACAUGCAAUACACCAAACAGCCCCCACACACUACCAAACACAUAAUGUGACUUAUCCAUCCACACACAAUUCCACAAGCAACCCCCAUACACAGCCCACAUUCAUACGUAUCAUACACGAUACCAUAAACUACUAAUGAACAUAUAGAAUAUAAUAGCUCCUAUACACACAAAUACAAUGAUACAAAGCAAUUACAGUAUAAAUAACACAAGCAGAAUACGGCAGCAUACACACCUUAAUUUAAAAAAAAUAGGACCGGCACGCUACGGGACAUCACAAUCCUAAAUCGGCACAGUGCUGCUAAAAGGUUGCCUACCACUGUCCUAGAAUAUACUGUUUACUUUUGCCUUAUACGUUAUGCGUUUGGGAGAUAUUCAAAAUAAAAUUAACAAGGUAAUUCACGAAAGUGUGAAUUCAAAGUGAAUUUUAAAAUUUAAGGUCAAACGUGUUAUACUGGUAGCAUAGCUGAGUUAGAGAAUAUUUCCAGUUUGACUGUUUUGACAUUAAAUUUUAAAUUCUUUUUGAACUCUGAUAAUGUAGAAACUUACACUGCUUUAUUUAGUAUUAUCCUGGUACAGAGUGGGUCCAUCUUGGUUCUAUGCCAAAUAAGUGGAGGAGGAAAGACAGAAAUAAUUCUUUAUAAUUAUCUGUAUAUUUAUUUCUGUUUUCUGUAGAUAUAACCCCAGAGGAAGCUCUACGGUCAGGAAUACACACGUUGCUGCAGCCAGUUCUCCGUGUCUACUUUGUUGGUAGGAAAUCGUCUAAUUAUUCUGAUUCAUUUCAAAUGGUUUAAAGGGCCAGAGCUUGAGCAAUGAGCAACCCUGGUCUUACAGGUUUAGGGUUUUAUAUUUAAAGAUUAUUAUUUUAUCUAAUAUUCAAAGACCUAUGCAGAGGGGAAAUAAAUACUAAAUAUUGUGCCAAAACUAGAACAAGACAUGAAGACAGCCCUCAUCAAUCAAACUCAGGGUCUAAGGAAGUAGAGAAUAAUAUCACAAAGUAAACAGUGUUUACAUAGAUAAAUUAGAAAUGGAAGAUAUAGAAUGCAAAGAUAAUUUGAAGGUUAGACCAGACUUUGGGAGGACACUUGGUGCAAAGUGAGACAAUGUGUCUGCAAUAUAAGAGUAAUUCAAAGUUUAGAUAAUUAGCUAAAAUAAAGGAGAAUUCAUGGAUUUCUUACAAAAUGUAGACAUAGCCUGAUUGGAUCAGGUUGAUUGUUCUCUAUACAAAAUGAUUACAAAUCAGAACAAAUUAACACAUCACACCAGGAUCAUGCAAGGCUAGCAAUGCAAGGGUACAGGUCUCUUUCCCAGAAGUAGGCCAAAAUGUAUGGAACAAAGAGAAUAAUCCAAGCAUACCUUAUGUGUAAAAGGACAAUCUUUAUUCAUUGGAUGUUCUAGUGAAACAGACAAUGCUUACAUUCCCAAUAAAAUACAUAUAAUGCAUACAGUAUCAAACCUGUAAUACAAGAUGCAUCGUGAAGUGUUACCUCAACAACAAUGUUAAUAGCUAGAGAUUUCCUGAGAAGGAUACUAAUUGAAACCCUAGGGAUACAGGUUUUUAGCCCAUGUAUAUAUAUACUUCUAACAAUAAUUCUAAUAAUUUAUGUUUUUUCUUGCUCCAGGUUAUUUAAACGUCAACACCUUAAUGUACGUUUGGGACCAGUAUAUUAUUGGCCUUGAUCAGCCAGCUUAUAACUGCCUGCCCGCCAUGAGCUUUGCAUUACUUAUUUUACUGCGUGAUCAUAUAAAUGGCUGCAGCUCGGUAAGUACAACAUAUGACUGGUAAUUAAACGUCAGUACAUAAACCAAAUAUUUCUCUUAUCUGUAAACAUUGUGACUCAAAGCAACUCGUGAAAAGAUUUUGUCUGAGAGACCACCGGUAGAUUUCACCAAGUAAAACCAGUGAAGACUAGGGGUGCAUUUAGUUUUCUGUGAGGCAUAACAUCCAACAGAGUGGACGUGACAAGAUCUCAACACAUAUAUUGCACUAUAUGUUUAUUGUGGAACUGUUACAUCUGAUUCCCGCGCCUCCAUAUAAAUACUACUGAGAUGCUUUGUGAUGGGCAGUGCAGUGAAGUAAACAAAAACACAAUUCUACUGAACUUCCGUUCAUGUGUGAUCAAUAACAUAACCAAUAACUAUUGUUUCUCUCAACUGUGCAUGAAUCUCAGAAGCAUUUGGUUUUGCAUAUUAGCUUUGAAGUACUGCAUUAUGCAACUCUGCAGUCCAUCUGUCUACAGUGACAGUCACCAGGCAGUCACCAAGAGUUCUCUGAGUUCUCUGAAAUUAAUGAUCUUUGGCAGUAGGAUCUAUAAUACAGUAUAAAGGAAUUGUGCGUUUGAAAGUGGAUAUAAUGAAUAAAUGUGGCAUUGAAGGUUGAGAGGUAAUUUGUUAAAAGCAAGAAGGACCAGGGGGAAAUGUUAGGCUGAAAGGAAGCUGAGAGGCAUGGGGUAUGAAAGAGAAAGUAGGACAGACGUAAUACUGGGCUGACACCGGGGAAAAGAGAUGUGGAUCAUGCAUAAAGACGCUGUAGAGAUGUCACUGUGAAAGCUAAAAGACUAUGAGGAACGAGAAGUGGAAACUCAGAGGAACAAUGGUGCUCACAAACAUAAGAGAAGGAUGAUAAAUAUAAGAAUCUCAAGAGAUCAGUGCAGAAAAACAUGCAGGAUUAUUCACCAAAAUCCAGGUUUUGUAUUCUGAAUGAUGCCAUACAGUACCAGCUGGUUUUGCCCCAUUCAAUGUGGGGCCAUUCAGGAUGCAAUAUUAGGAUAUUGUUCAUUCCAUUUAACAAUGUCUGGCUUUUGCAGACAAGGCUCCGAAUGACCCUGAAGAUGAUCUGGAUUUCAAUUUGCCAAACAGUGCCAGAUGUCUGAAAUCCAGACCUGGAUUGUUAAAAUCUGAGCCAGGAUGCUUCAAAUUGGGCCUGGAUUUUUAAAAUCCUAAUUAUCUGUCUACUGGCAGCACAAGCAGCAAAUAUUGUUUACUUAGUCUUUGUGAAUAUGCAUCCUGCAGGAUGCAUUUGGUCCUGACUUAAUUUAAAAUCGAUACUUUGUGAAUAUUCUGACUCCUAUACAUUGUUCCAUUUUCACUGGAUUUUACCAAUUGGACAAAAUCUGUUGAAUUACCCUGAUGAAGUAGGACUGACUAUCCAAAUCUACACUGAUCAGUAAUGUACUAUCAUGCUGGAGCUCUGUGCUAGCAUCUGGGUAAAACUAGUAACAGAUCAUGAUCCACAUUAUGUGGAACAGUUACUUCAUACACAUUAAAUGUUGGAAGACAUUAAAGGGACACUAUAGUCACCCAGACAACUUCAGCUCAAUGAAGUCCCUCAGGUUUUAACCCUUCAGAUGCAAACACAGCAGUUUCAGAGAAACUGCUAUGUUUACAUUUGGGGUUAAGCCAGCCUCUAGUGGCUGUCUUCCGGACAGCCACUAGAGGCGCAUCUGCGACGUUGGAGGCGAAUUUCACCUCCAUCGGGCAGAGCGUCCAUAGGAAAGCAUUGAAAAAUGCUUUCCUGUGGACACUUUGAAUGCGCGCACAGCACUUGCCGCACAUGCGCAUUCAGCUCCGCUGACGUCGGCAGAGGGAGCUGACAUCGGCGGGGGAGGAGAGGUCACCAGCGCCGAGGGAGCCUGGCGCUGGAUUAAAGUAAGUAACUGAAGGGGUUUUAACCUCUUCAGCGCCAUGGGAGGGGAACCCUGAGAGCACUAUAGUGUCACACUCAGGGCACUAUAGUGUCAGGAAAACAGCUUUGUUUUCCUGACACCAUAGUGAUCCUUUAACACAUUCUGUCAGUAUCCAUCUUAUUUACUGCUACAAGUUCUCAAAACAAUUAAUAUUUAAAUCUUCUUUAAUACAGCUCCAUGAAAUGGAAUCAGUUCUGAAAACACGAGGCCCCGCGUUAUCUGUCCAAGAGUUUCAGAUGAUAAUAAAUAAACAUUUUUAUACUGAGCUAUUUGGCCUACUAAACAAAGGCGAAAACAAUCUGUACCCAGUGUAUGAUCCAACUCAAGGUCAGUCAUUGUGCAUUAUUCUUUGUUAAGGAGUAAUCUUCUAAAUUGAUUUUUCUAGACAUAUUGCUUUUAUCUAUAAAACAUGAAAUUAUGGAAAAGUUUAAGAAAAUGUGUGCUAUGUAUUUGAACAUAGAAAUAUGUGAAACAUUAAAAGAAAACAGUACAAUUCUACAAGAGAUGUGGUUCAGUUAUCUACCCCAAUAAUAUCUAAUCCACUGUAUCAAAAAUUUCAAUGGGGGAAUUUAAAAAAAAAUGAAAGUUUAGUGAUGCAUUGUGUCCUUCAGUGAAGAAUUGUUCUUUUACAAUGUUGCAUAUCUUUAUGUAUUAUUGUAUAAUACAUCCUCACUCCUUUCAAUAAAUUACCAGGUGUUCUUACAUUACUUGAGGCUUGACAUGUCACUAAAUUGCAGGAUAGUGUCAUAUUCGAACAUGAACAGUCUUGAUAUGCCUUAAUUUAGGGAUCUAUGGUGGAUUCAUCCAUAAAUUAGACUGACAAGAAGCACACAUAAAUAAACAAAUAAAUGUUGACCUAUGAAAAUUACAAUUGAACAAGUCUGCUUGUCAGGGCAUUUAUACAGAUAAAUAAAAUCUUGCUCUUAAAAUCAAUAAUCAAAAAAUACACAAUUUAGGUAUAUGCAUGUAUUGCCUAUGAUGGGUUCCCCUUAAGUCAAUACAAACUAUGGUCCUAUAGUUAAUCAUUUAUUUUCAGCCAUCCCACAAUGGAGUCAUCGUUCAAGAGUUACCAUCCCACCAAGAACCAGACCCCAGGAUAGACGAAAAGCAAGGUAAAUGCAUUUUUCUCCAUAGUGAACUCUUUUUAAAAUAAAACUUGGUAGAAAGUAAUGUUUAUAACAUUGUAAAGGGAGACUGUGCAAGUUAGGGGUGCACAAGGCAAACCUUAAGGGAAUAAUUAUUUCAUAAAACACCGGGAUACUGUGAAGUUGUAUUAUGCAUCCAAUACUGAUAAAUAAUAUAGUGUCAGAGACAAAUAUUUUUAUAGCACAAUUUUAUUUCAUCAAAAGCAUUAAUACCAUCCUGUCCCAGCAUAAAAAAAUAAUACUGAGAUCUUUAGCAUUGGGAGGAAAGAACCAGAUGCCCUUGACAACAACAGAUCAUUAUUACAUCUUCAAAACAGUUGUCUUUAAUGACUAUUGGAACUGUUAGGCCAACAGUCUUCCAGGAAACUUGGAACAAAACUACAACGUUUUGUAUGUACUCAUGGAAUGAGUAGAACAGCAUACUGAGACAAUAUAUUCAUAGGUGUUCUCACCUGCUCAGUUGUUUAAGUAAUUGUUCAAUAGUUUUCCAAUACUCCAGGAGUAUAUAAUCCAAGGUCCACAGAUUUGCACCACAAUAGGUACCAAGCAGAUGCCAAAGUCCAAACGCUUAGAAAUGUAGGCUCUCCUUCUUUAUUUAUACAUUACCCUGAUCUCAUCCUCCGUGCCUUACAUAUUCGUAGACACCAAUGAAUGGUGUAGCCACAGUGUCACACUUUUUUGAUACAUUGUUUCUAUGCCGUGGAAGGAUUUUUCUAAGUAUAACAAAAGUAGGAGUUUUUAUCCUUGAAAAGUCUACAUUUCUAUGCAUUUGUAUUUUAGAACAACAUGUUCUCUCCAUUGUUAUCAUGCUAAUGAACAAGUUAUCUGGCUGUUAUGUUGACUAUAAGGCUGACCCGUAAUUGGUAUCUGUGCUAUUGGAGGUCUUUGAUUACCAGUUAUGUUUCUGUUCCAUUAUAUAAAACAUAACGCUUAAUGACUGGGAAUGAGCCACUGCUGCAGGUUUUAACAUUUCCCAUAAAGAUUAACAUUAGGAAAGCCUGCUUUCAAUGCUAGACAGUAAAAAUGAACACCUUUUAUUAUGUAACUUAAAAUUACACCUGCCUUAUGUGGGUCUAAAGAAGGAAAGACAGGUUAAUGACUGCAUAUCUUGAUGUCUGCUAUACUUUAAAAAGCAGUUAUUCUAUAUUUAAGUAGUGCUCAGGAUAAGCUUCCUUAAUCCACCUUUAUCUUCAUGUGUGUGUGUAUAUAUGUGUAUAUAUAUAUAUAUAUAUAUAUAUAUAUAUAAAUUGCACAAUGGCAAUUGCUAAGUGGUGGUUGGGAUCCGUGGAUGAGGACAUGAGUAGUGUGUAGUAUUGACCAUGAAAACUUCCAUAGUUUUUAACCACAAAUGUAAAUAUUAUGUUUUGAAUCUUUUAACAAAUGUGAUUGUACAGGGAGGAAAGAGAACUACUUAAGAGAGAAACUGCUGAAAGGCAACAAAGAGAAGAGCAGAUGAGACUUAUUCAAGAAGAUUUGCAGAAAAGGUGAGAUAUUUGAUAAUAUGAAAAUCCAACAGCAAUGCACCAACAAUGUAUUCACCACUCAAAGUGAGACAGUUCUUUUAUUGUGCUAAAUGUAAAUUACAUGACAUGUACGAGACAUGAACACAUCCUUAACCAGUGCACAGGGCCGGUGCUUGGAUUUUUAGGUACAUAGGCGAAGAUGCAUUUUUCCGCCCCCCCCCCCUCCAAAAUCUUCACCUAUGUGCCUCUUAACCAGCCCCUCUCCCCUCCCCGACCAUUAGUGGUCCCUUCCGUUCCCUGUCCCUUAGUGUUCUUCUCCCCUCCCCCCUUUCCCCCUCCCCCCUUUUUUCCCUGUCUCUUGGUGUUUCUCUCCCAUUCCCUCCCUGUCCCUUGGUGCACCCCCCACCCCUUUAGUGGUCACACUUCCUGGUGUGUGCCUCCUACCUCUAUUAUUGCAUUGCCGAGCGGAGCAGAUCCCCUAAAGGAACUUCAGUUUUCUGUACCCGGACGGACUGACAGGGAGUGCUCUCUCUGUGAGCACCUCCUGUCAGUCUGGCCAGGUACAGGAAACAGAAGCUCCUGUACCGCGCUCUGCUCCACUACACUCUGUACACACUGACAGUCACACACUCAAUGACAAACACACAGACGUCACUGACAGACACAGACUCAUUUAUCUGACACACACUCAUUCAUUGACACUGACAGACCCACACUGAUUGACACUCAUUGACAGACACACUGAUAGUCACACACAGACUCAAUGACAAACAUACUCUCACUGAUUUGACAGACACACACUCAUACACUGACAAACACACUCAUCAUACACUGACAGACACACUCAUACACUCACAUGCACACACACUCAUACAAUCACUCACAGACACACAGACAGUCACUCACUCACAAACGCACACAGUCACUCACAGACACACACCGAAGCACACAGUCACUCACAGACACACACACACACACACUGUCACUCACAGACACACGCUCAGUCACUCAGACACACACACUCAUACAAUCACUCACUCACACACACUCAGUCACUCAGACACACAUGCUGUCACUCACAGACACACAUGCUGUCACUCACAGACACACAUGCUGUCACUCACAGACACACUGUCACUCACAGACACACACAGUCACUCACAGACACACGCUCAGUCACUUAGACACACACACUCAUACAAUCACUCACACACACACUGUCACUCACAGACACACGCUCAGUCACUCAGACACACACAUGCACACACACUCAUACAAUCACACACUGUCACUCACAGACACACACGCUGUCACUCACAGACACACACGCUGUCACUCACAGACACACACAGAGACGCACACAGUCAUUCAUGGACACACACACUGUCACUCACAGACACACACACUGUCACUCACAGACACACACAGAGACGCACACAGUCAUUCAUGGACACACACACUGUCACUCACAGACACACACAGACACACGCUCAGUCACUCACAGACACACACAUGCACACACACUCAUACAAUCACACACUGUCACUCACAGACACACACGCUGUCACUCACAGACACACACGCUGUCACUCACAGACACACACAGAGACGCACACAGUCAUUCAUGGACACACACACUGUCACUCACAGACACACACGCUGUCACUCACAGACACACACAGAGACGCACACAGUCAUUCAUGGACACACACACUGUCACUCACAGACACACACAGACACGCUCAGUCACUCACAGACACACACACUGUCACUCACAGACACACGCUCAGUCACUCACAGACACACACACACUGUCACUCACAGACACACACACACACAGACAAACACACUGUCACUCACAGACACACACACACAGACACACACACUGUCACUCACAGACACACACACACAGACACACACAGACACACACACACAGACACACACACUGUCACUCACAGACACACACAGACAAACACACUGUCACUCACAGACACACACAGACAAACACACUGUCACUCACAGACACACACACACACACAGACAAACACACUGUCACUCACAGACACACAUCACAUACAUUCACUAAUAAUUUUAUAAAUAAACAUUUUCCACCCAGCCUCCCUACCUGGAGAGCUGGUGUGGAUGCUGGAUCGGUCCCUGAGGGCUGGGGCUGCUGAGAGGCGCGCGGCAGUGCUGUAAUCAGACGCGCGGCAGUGCUGUGAUCAGGCGCGCGAGGGAGCUCUAAUCUCCAUCCUCUGCUCCCUCGCGGGCUGCCUGAUGACGUCAUAUUCCGGCUCCGGCGGCAUCAGUAGGCAGCGCGCGAGGGAGCAGAGGGUGGAGAUUAGAGCUCCCUCGCGCGCCUGAUCACAGCACUGCCGCGCGCUGCGCCGGGGGUCGAGAUGGUGGCCUGGCAGGAGAGAGAGCUUCCCUCCUGCCGGUCACUGAAAUAUUGCGCCCCCAGAGCCCGUGCGCCCUAAGGCGGCCGCCUGUGCCGCCUUAUGGACGCGCCGGCCCUGCCAGUGCAUAAAGUGCUGCACACAAGUAAGUUUAAGUAGGAGCUCUGUGGAGGGGGGUGCGCAGCGCACCAAGAACAACAAGAAGUAGAAUUCCACAGGCGUCACAAAGGUGAAGGCAAAAAAGUAUUUAUUGGAGAACAAAAAGGACAAAAAAAAGAUACAACAUUUCGGCCUAGAGGCCUUGGUCAUGAUCAAUAAACUAAAACUGUUUCAUUGAGUUGUUUUGAUGGCUAUAGUAUUCCUUUAAAAAUACAUUUACAUAGUUCACACAUAACACCAGAAGUAGUUUGAUCUUUUUUUUGUAACACAUAAUUAAAAUGUUUCAGAAUGAUACAGAAGAACUUUAUAUCACAUUUAUACCGUAUUUGGGGAUGGCAGUUAUAUAAGACAUGGCAAGUCCAUCCUUAAAAGUAUCACCAUAUUGCCUUCCCUAUUUUUUAACAGAUUAUAUAGAUAAUGCUUUAAAAAUAUAAAAAACAUUUUUCUAAAAGAAUACAUUUAAAAAUUCUUCAAAGUUCCUAAUGUAUAUAUUUAAAGGCAAAUAAUGCAGCUCAGAGAUCCUCCAAGUCCAGAGAGAGAGAGUCCAUCAGUCGGGAGCCUCUCAUUCUAUACUUACCUCACAACCCCAGUGUAGAAGGAUUCUUGGAAUCGGCAGUUCAGCUCCGAGCCACAGUUCCACUCAUUAAUAAGAGGAAUGCAACUCCUUAGUAAAUUUUAGGAGAUAUUUCACAGUUACUAUAAUUCUAUCCAGGGUCCGUCUUACAGUUCUUUAACCAGAAUCUCAAGCAGUUGAACGACCAUGCGUACAACCACAACUCGAGAUUCAUUAACUGGAGAAAGAAAAAUAGAGAUUCUAUUCCAAGCAAUGCAUGUGCCAUGCACAUAUUACAGACAGGGAAUAGGUACAUCAUUUGAACCCUAUACAAUACAUAAUAAAUAUAAGUGCCAAUAGUAACACAUUUUAGAAAUCAUAAUUUUUCCUUCUCUGAGAAGAAAAGUCAUACCUAUGUUUUGUUAGUUGCCUGUGUCUCUUAUCCAAGCAUGUAUAUUUCUUGCCAUUUAACAAUGAACUCUUUCAAUUAGGAAUUGAUCUCAGUAUUUAAUGUGAUCCAAUUUUUUAUUAUUUUGACAUAAUCAAGAUAAAACAUUUACAAUACUGUUUAAUAAGAAAAAAUAUGUAUUGAUAAAAAGCUGGCGGUAGUGUGCGUCUGGAAGUAAUAAAUUAAAAAUGUGUUGAAAAUGUUUAUAUCAGUAAGAGUGAUGUCUGGUUUAAUAAAUACAACUGCUAUUUGCCUACUUAUAUUAUCUGACACUGCUACCAUCAAUAUGACUGUGGUAUGCUGCAGAAUACCUAUACAGUGGAAUUAUUCCACUUAAAGGACCACUAUAGUGCCAGGAAAACAUACUCGUUUUCCUGGCACUAUAGUGUCCUGAGGGUGCCCCCACCCUCAGGGACCCCCUCCCGCCCGGCUCUGGAAAGGGGAAAGGGGUAAGACUUACCUUUUUCCAGCGCUGGGCGGAGAGCUCUCCUCCUUCUCUCCUCCUCCGAUCCUCCACGCCGGCUGAAUGCGCACGCGCGGCAAGAGAUGCGCGCGCAUUCAGCCGGUCGCAUAGGAAAGCAUUUACAAUGCUUUCCUAUGGACGCUGGCGUGCUCUCACUGUGAAAAUCACAGUGAGAAGCACGCAAGCGCCUCUAUUGGCUGUCAAUGAGACAGCCACUAGAGGAUUACGGGGAAGGCUUAACCCAUUAAUAAACAUAGCAGUUUCUAUGAAACAAUUUUUUAAGGGGCCCCAAGAGUUCUGAUGGCAGCCCUGGGUGUAGCAUUUUGUUUGUGCAAUCAUGUAUGUCAUUCGUUAUCUUUGUGUCUGUCUGGUAGUUUGUAUUAAUAUAUUUGUGCCUGUGAGUGUGCAUGUAGUAUCUGUAUGUAGAAGUGUGUGUAAGGGGGCCCAGACAUUUGGGUUAUGAGCUCCAUUUGACCACAUCUAUAUUCUUCCUCAAAAUAUCAAGACCUGUUAUAAAGCUGUUAUUUGUAAUGUGCCAUUUAAAAUCAUUUCUCUAAAAUACUAGAACAAAUAACAGUUCCCUUUAAGCUUAUAAUUCUAUCUCCCCCCCCUUAAGUUUCUUUUCAUUUUGUACUAUAAUUCAGGCAAGAAGAAGACAGAUUAAAUAUGCUUCUUGAAGACACAAAUAGAAGACACGAAAUAGAAAAAUCUCAUCUUGAAAAUCAAGUGAAGCAGGUAUGACCCUCUGUUAGCUGGGAGGGAGUGACCUGACCUUACUUCCUACCAGCAUUGUCAAUCUGACAGGUGCCCGGUCGUGCUGUUAAAGGUCCAUGGCGCCUGACAGGGCCCAUGAUCAGAACUACCCAUCAAGUGUCCCUAGCUGCGAUGCACACCCAAUGGGCACCUCAGGCUUGCAGUAGCUCUGCCAUUGUGUGUAUAUAUAGAGAGAUAUGUAUAGCGAAUUGUUUUUUUUUUUUUUAAAUUUUUAUUUUAUUUUUUUAUUAUACAAUCACAGUACUGAUGUACAUAUUAAAAUGUUUCCAUCAGUACAUGGUAACAAAAUGAGUCUAUAUUAUGGCAACAUUUCAAAAUAACAUACUACAGUAGCCACUGAAAGAGAGUUGGAAAUGACAAAAAAAUGUAGGAGGAUCGUUUACAUUGUAAAAAUGGAGUAAAAGAAUAUGUAGAGAAUCAAAGUGUGUCAGGAGCCAGGGAUGUUGCCAGGGAUGACUCUAUCCCCAUAUACUGACCAAAUCACUCUUAACACGAGCCAUUUAUCACACCCGAAGAUUAACUUUAAACAUGUUCUAUAAAUCAGAUUAGGACACCAAAUCAUUAAAGGGAAACUAUAGAGCCCCCCCCCCUUCAUUGCAGCCAUUUCCCCUCCCCCCGUCCCCAUGGUGCAGAAGUGGUUAAAAACCUCUUCUGUCACUUACCAGAUGUCAGCCGGCUGAGCCGUACUCAAAUUAGGACUGCCCUCAUAGGAAAGCAUUAUACAAUGUUUUCCUAUAGGGUUUCAGGUGACGCUUGAUGUCCUCAUGCACAGUGUGAGAACUUCCAUCGUCAGGUAGGCAACCAAAAGUUAAAAAGUCAAUUAGCUGAAGUGGUCUGGGUACCUAAAGUGUCCCAUUAAAUAAAAUCUUAGUAUUAUAUAAAAGUAGAUGAUUGUGGAAAAAGCCCUGAUAACUCUUCCCUACUGGGGAAUAACCCACAAAUUGUAAAAUAGAAAAAAUAGUGUGGAACCAAAGGUCCCUAAGUGGAAGAGUUAUAAAUAAAAGGGAAGUCCCUACCUUUAAUAAUCCUAAGGGUGUAGGCAAUUAAAAUAGACAGGGAGGAAAGAUAUGGCAAGGGAAUAGAUGUGUGAAAACACAUACAGGUCCAAACAACUACUUGCAGAGAAAUAGCCCAAUUCUAAUAAAGUUGGGUCAAAAAAGCUCCAAACUGUAAGGUUGUAAACAGAUAGGUAAUUAGAGGAAUAACAGAGGAAGGAAAAAGGGGAAAGGGGAAUGGGGAGGAACACUUCCUAACUGAAUACCUCGGCACAGUGAGAAUCACAAGUGCCUACCUAUUACCCUUCUGCCUACCUGACUAAAGUAGCUAAAAAUCGAAUGAAUUAAACUAAUCCAUAAGUGCUACCCAAGUGAACAAACUGUAAAGAAAAUAAAUAAAUAAAUAAAAACUCGACGCGCGUUUCAGCGUUCUAACACGCCGUCGUCAGGAGUAGUAAGCCUCUGCAUAACUUUGUGCUCGUUUAUAUGGGGAUUGUAGCAAUCAACUUGAAACAGUUCACCUGUUGUGUGUCCACGCCCCGCCGUCUUGUCGGCCCAUUGAUUGGUCAAGAAAAUGCCGUAUUUGGAUUGGGCCAUGUGACUGGGGGGUGUUGCGGUUGAUUGGGUGAUACCCACGUGGGUGCAACCGGCUGCAUAUGGGGGGAGUGGCUUAGUGGUGUCAACUGGUGACACGGCUGUCAGUCUUAGUGAGACCUCCCAUGUACCGUGCGGUCUGAUUUAAGCAUUCACAAUCCCAUAACGGGAGAAUAAUGCCGCAUAGACAGGGAGUCACAAAGUGACACAGCCUCCCAAACUUAAUGUGUCGAAACUGAUAACCAAUCUCACAGCAUCAUGGCAAUACCAUAAUUAGGAUGUUGUUAAAAAGAUUUUAAACAAUGCACCCAUUAUUAAAGGAAUAUUACACAGGCCAUGAUCAAAUCGUCGAGUUUUUAUUUAUUUAUUUAUUUUCUUUACAGUUUGUUCACUUGGGUAGCACUUAUGGAUUAGUUUAAUUAAUUCGAUUUUUAGCUACUUUAGUCAGGUAGGCAGAAGGGUAAUAGGUAGGCACUUGUGAUUCUCACUGUGCCGAGGUAUUCAGUUAGGAAGUGUUCCUCCCCAUUCCCCUUUCCCCUUUUUCCUUCCUCUGUUAUUCCUCUAAUUACCUAUCUGUUUACAACCUUACAGUUUGGAGCUUUUUUGACCCAACUUUAUUAGAAUUGGGCUAUUUCUCUCAAGUAGUUGUUUGGACCUGUAUGUGUUUUCACACAUCUAUUCCCUUGCCCUAUCUUUCCUCCCUGUCUAUUUUAAUUGCCUACACCCUUAGGAUUAUUAAAGGUAGGGACUUCCCUUUUAUUUAUAACUCUUCCACUUAGGGACCUUUGGUUCCACACUAUUUUUUCUAUUUUACAAUUUGUGGGUUAUUCCCCAGUAGGGAAGAGUUAUCAGGGCUUUUUCCACAAUCAUCUACUUUUAUCUAUAUAGGUGUUAUGCACCACUUCUAGCCCUACACAUCUUUUCCAUAGAGAGCAUUUUUUAGCUUAAUUAAUCAUUUAGCCCCAUUUAAGAUUAUGGCGGGAUUCCUCACAAAUAAAGUAGAUCAUAAACAAUGGUGCUCAGACGCUGAUGCCAUUUUUUCUACUAAUUCUCCACCUAAAACGCUCCCUCCAGUAGACAUACAAAGUGGCUUUAAUAAAUUAACAAAGGUUUUUAAACAGCAAAUUAAAACAAGCUGGGAAAUCUCUACCCUAGAGACAUAUAUUGCCAAAAAGAUCAUACCUAGAGGAUUGAGGGUCCUUGUCCCACCAUCUAGGAAUAUCGAAAUAGAAGGCUUUAACCAAGAAUGGGAGGAUGCAGCAGCUAAAUGUUCAACCACUUUUAUGUCGAUUAUAUGCAAAUAUGAGGCGUUACAUCUAGUUAAAAUUAAAAAAAAAAUGGAUGAUGAGAUUGAGAACAUCCAAAAGUUCAAAGAUGAACCCCAGUUUCAAAAUUUGGAAGUAAAGCUUAAAUCUAACUUGGAUAAGUUCUCUUAUCAAAUAAAAAUUAAAAAACAUCAUAAAUAUGUAAGAGAUACCUCAGAUUUUGAGACAGGUAAAGUCUAUCGCCAAACGAAAAGGAGAAUUAGAAUUGACUCUGACCAUUUUAGUACAUCAGAAUAUGAGUCAACAGACAAUGAAGGGGAAAGUGUAACUAGUAACUCUGUACCAGUAGCACCCAAAAGUAUACUAAGGAAAGGGGUUGAUUUUUUAGGAUUGAGACAGGCGGACGAACUACAACGCCCCAGAACGAGACAAUCACAGAGAGGCAGGGGUCAGAGACAAUAUCGACGUUAGUAGCUGGUGAUUUAAGGGUUAUAAAUUUAUCCUCACUCACUCUAACAGAUAUACAAACUAAAACACUCUCCAAAGGUUUAUCUUUUGUACCUACCCCCCUUUUUAAUAAAUUCAUGUGGACGAAAGAUCUGCAUUUGUUUGCCCGAAAGUUAGCUCUACAUAAGUACCAUACUCAUAAAAAAGAAAUGAAAGCAUUAAGCCUAGGACUUACAGUUACAGACAUGGAUUGCUUAGAUACUUUGAUAGAACUACUUGACUCUAAUGACCCUAUAGACAACAUCCCGACCACGCACCUUGCACCUAAGAGCCGAUUCACCCCCCAUUUGAAAGACUACAAAAAUAUUGAAGUCUUUUUGGAGAUGGUCUGUAGAGAUAUUGAAAAGGCAAACUUGGGAGAUCAGAACAUUAAAAUCUGUGGUAAUCUUACUAGAAUGGAAAAAUUGGCAUUAAAACAACUGAACGAGAAUGAUGAUCUGGUAAUUAAACCAUCCGACAAGGGUGGGAAUAUAGUGCUUAUGGAUCGGUCUAACUACAUCCAAAUGGCACAGCACCUACUGGAUGAUAGGGAAACCUAUCAGAUUCUCAGUCACGAUCCCACCCCACAAUAUUUUGUUGAAAUUAAAACUUUGCUGAACCAAGCUUUAAUAGACAAACUCAUUACUAAAAAUGAGUUUGAUUUUAUGCUGGUUAAACAACCAGUACUUUCAACAUUUUAUAGUCUACCUAAAGUGCAUAAAUCUUUCGAUAAUCCUUCAGGUAGACCAAUUGUGUCGGGAUGCGGCAACUUGACUCAGAAUUUGAGUAUAUAUUUAGACAAAAUCUUGUCCCCUAUUGUGUCAAAAUUACCCUCUCAUAUAAGGGACACUAAGCAGAUGUUAAACUUUUUGAAGGACUUAUCCAUACCAAAGCAAACCUUGCUAUGCAGCCUGGAUGUGGAAUCUUUGUAUAGCUCUAUACCACAUAUGAAAGGUAUUGAUAAUGUCAAAACCAUUUUAGAACAAGAGCUUCAGUCACCACAUCUCUACAUCGAUUUCGUCUCAGAUGUACUCAGAACGGUACUGACUAAAAAUAUUUUCCUAUUUAAUGGUAAUAUUUACCAACAAAUAAAAGGGACAGCUAUGGGGACUCCCUGUGCCCCCUCUUAUGCGAACCUUUAUUUAGGAACCUGGGAGAAUCAAAUCCUAAAGGUACCACACUUACGGAAAUAUUCAGAGUCAAUAGCAUGCUGGAAAAGGUACAUCGAUGACGUACUAAUUGUAUGGACGGGGUCUAUUAAGGAUUUCGAGGAAUUUGUCAAAAUCCUGAACAAAAAUGAUUUUGACUUGAGAUUUACUAGUGAGCUAGGUGGUAACCAAAUUAACUUCCUAGACAUUACCAUCACAAUAAAGGAAGGGGGACUGGUACAGACAACCUUGUUCAAGAAACAUACGGCUACGAAUAGUCUCUUGAACUGGACUAGUUAUCACCCACAGCCACUCAAGGCUGGUAUUCCAAUCGGCCAGUACCUCCGACUAAGACGCAAUUGCUCGUCCACACAGGACUUUAAGACCAAAGCCUGGGAAUUAAGGAAAGCCUUCAAGGAUAAGGGAUAUCCGAAUAGGGUUCUACGGAGGGGAUACGCUAGAGCCAUCAAAACCGACCGAGACACACUCCUCACUGAUGAGAAUGCACAAUCAGAAGAUAAAAAACUGAUUAGAUGCAUUGCCACAUAUGAUGCGGGGUGGGACUAUAUGAUGGAUACACUCAGGCGUUACUGGCCGAUUCUUAAGUCCGACCCACAUUUGAAACAUGUAAUUACUUCUCUCCCCUCAGUUACGGCAAGGAGGGGGAGUAAUUUUCGAGAUACCCUGGUACAGAGUCACUUGGCACCCCGGAAAAGGGGCCUUAACAAUUAUCUACCGAAGGGUUCAUACAAAUGUGGACAUUGCAGUGCAUGUGAAUUUAUGGAAAGGAACUCCAAAGAAUUCACUGACAGUAAUAAUACAGAUGUCUUCCCUGUACGAUCAUUUUUUAAUUGCAGAACAGAGGGUGUGAUUUAUUUACUCAUCUGCUCAUGCGGUAUAAAAUAUGUGGGGAAAACAUUUAGACCUUUUAAACUACGGAUCCGGGAACACGUUAAUUCAGUUAGGAGACCUCUUGAAACUCCCAUAUCCCGUCAUUUAAAAAUAUACCAUUCAAACUCCUCUAAAAAAUUGAGGUUCAUGGGAAUCGAGCAUAUUCCACAGACUCAAAGGAAAGGAGAUUGGGAUAUGAAACUGAGACGUGAGUCCUAUUGGAUCUAUAGAUUGAAGACUCUCUCACCCGCUGGACUGAAUGAGGGCUUUUCAUUUACUGCUUUUUUAUGAUUACUCUCUCUUUUAGAUGUAAUCUAUAGUUAGGUAUACCCCUAUCAAGUCCUGAGUAUAUAAUAAGUAGGCUGAACAUCUGAUUAUAUAUUAUAACCAUUGUCUUCUUACAUGAGGACUUUAUUCAGUGGGAUGCAAUAUAGGGAAUCAUAAAUCUGAUAGUCUCUUGUAUCCACCUUGUCAGAUAGUUAUAAGGUUGUUACCUAUUACUCUGUAGGGUGGUAGAGAUCAAUAAAGCUGUGUUUCUUUAUAUUUACAGUAAGCUCUAUUGCAUUCCCACCACCAAGUCUUCCCUCUAUAUUUUCUUUAUUUGUGUUUGGGUGCAACCAAAUACCUGUCAUUUGAUCAUGGCCUGUGUAAUAUUCCUUUAAUAAUGGGUGCAUUGUUUAAAAUCUUUUUAACAACAUCCUAAUUAUGGUAUUGCCAUGAUGCUGUGAGAUUGGUUAUCAGUUUCGACACAUUAAGUUUGGGAGGCUGUGUCACUUUGUGACUCCCUGUCUAUGCGGCAUUAUUCUCCCGUUAUGGGAUUGUGAAUGCUUAAAUCAGACCUCACGGUACAUGGGAGGUCUCACUAAGACUGACAGCCGUGUCACCAGUUGACACCACUAAGCCACUCCCCCCAUAUGCAGCCGGUUGCACCCAAGUGGGUAUCACCCAAUCAACCGCAACACCCCCCAGUCACAUGGCCCAAUCCAAAUACGGCAUUUUCUUGACCAAUCAAUGGGCCGACAAGACGGCGGGGCGUGGACACACAACAGGUGAACUGUUUCAAGUUGAUUGCUACAAUCCCCAUAUAAACGAGCACAAAGUUAUGCAGAGGCUUACUACUCCUGACGACGGCGUGUUAGAACGCUGAAACGCGCGUCGAGUUUUUAUUUAUUUAUUUAUUUAUUUUCUUUACAGUUUGUUCACUUGGGUAGCACUUAUGGAUUAGUUUAAUUAAUUCGAUUUUUAGCUACUUUAGUCAGGUAGGCAGAAGGGUAAUAGGUAGGCACUUGUGAUUCUCACUGUGCCGAGGUAUUCAGUUAGGAAGUGUUCCUCCCCAUUCCCCUUUCCCCUUUUUCCUUCCUCUGUUAUUCCUCUAAUUACCUAUCUGUUUACAACCUUACAGUUUGGAGCUUUUUUGACCCAACUUUAUUAGAAUUGGGCUAUUUCUCUGCAAGUAGUUGUUUGGACCUGUAUGUGUUUUCACACAUCUAUUCCCUUGCCCUAUCUUUCCUCCCUGUCUAUUUUAAUUGCCUACACCCUUAGGAUUAUUAAAGGUAGGGACUUCCCUUUUAUUUAUAACUCUUCCACUUAGGGACCUUUGGUUCCACACUAUUUUUUCUAUUUUAGUAUUAUAUAAACCUAUAUUUAUAAACUCUACACCUACUUUAUUAACAGCCAACCCUACACCCCACAGCAUUAAAACAACACACGCAUAGCAAUAACACAUUGUGCUGCAAAUUUAGUGCAUUAAAGUGACACUGUCACACAUCAUAUAAUUGGAGGUAUUGCAAAAGAUUUAUGGCUAACAAUGAAAUUAGGUAAAAACUGGGCUCUUACUCUGGGCUCCAGCCUCUAUCACUGCACAAGCAACACAUCUGCUUGAAGAUAGUAACAAGUGGUGUUCAGAAAAGAAACUGCUAAAAGUCUGGCUGAAGAAUUUGAUCUCAGCUUCGUACUAACGGUAAUAAAUGUAAGUACAUUUUUCUAAGGAAUAAAACUUUCCUGGUCUCUGAACAAUUAAGUGAAAGAUGGAUAAAUCUAUGCUAUGAACAUCACACAAUUGCCCCAAACGUGUUUUUUUUUUGUUCUCUAGAACUUCAACUAAAUAGUUUUCUUUGGAAGUGAUAUAUAUUAGUAAUCCAUCAAAUUUCAGAAGAAUGUACAUGAGAGCUUUAUGAAUGUACUUACUGUGUUUUUCAUCUGUUGUGUUACAAUAUGUAAUUAUAUGGAUUUUAUUGGAAUUUUUUUUUUCCUUUUAUGUCACAAUAAAAAAAAUUUUUGCAUUUUAAAACUUUGUGGUAUGUUUUGUAAAUCAUAUGGUAAAAAUCAUGAUAAAUAUCCAUUUUAAUUCCAAAUUGUAACAAUCAAAAACAUGGAAUGUCUAAGAUAGGUUAGUAAAUAGGCACGCAAGGCAUGGUACUUUAGAGAUCCUAAUAUGCCCCAGCUCAAUAGACAGAUCAAAGUGUUAAAUUAUGUUUAAUUUAAUAUCUACUUCUUAAUCAUUAACAUUAACUAACUUUGUAUGGUUUAUCUACAUCAAACCUUGUAGGAACAGCAGAAAAAUUAUGAAUUUCAGAAAAAAGCAGAAAAACAAAUAAGCGAAUUAGAAGAAGAAAUCAGGAAGCUGAUGAACCAACGAAAGGUAAGAGGAAACACCGUGAGACACUGGAGGGGUUAGAAAAUGGGGACAAGUAGACAUGCAGAAAUAGUGCAAUGCUGGUAUGAAAGAGAUGAGACACUUUGAGAAUUGAAUAUAGAAAAACUGAGUGGAAACCAGUGAUAGUAGUGGAUAGUAGUGGAUCGCUAAAAAAUGUAACUUACGUAAUUAAUAUACAAAUAUUUUGGAAUGAAUAUACAACAGUUUGCUAAAUAAAGAGGAAAACACAAUAUAGUGUAGUCUUCUGGAAAGACUUGUCUUUACCCGUAUGUCUCACUUCCUCAGUUCCAGCUCUCUCCUUGACCCUCUUCAAUCUGGCUUCCGCCCCCUCCACUCUACUGAGACUGCUCUUAUCAAAGUUAAUAAUGACCUAAUCGCAGCUAAAUCGAAAGGCCACUACUCCAUACUAAUUCUUCUUGAUUUCUCUGCUGCCUUUGGCACGGUUGAUCAUGCUCUCCUUCUUCAAACUCUUCAAUCACUCGGUCUCUGUGACUUUGUCUUCUCGUGGUUUUCCUCUUAUCUCUCCCAACGCUCAUUAAGUGUCUCCUUUUCUAAUGAUACCUCAUCCCUUCGUCCUGUCUCAGUUAGAGUCCCCCAAGGCUCCGUCCUUGGUCCCCUUCUAUUUUCUCUUUAUACUGUCUCUCUUGGCAAACUUAUUUCCUCAUUUGGAUUCCACUACCACCUGUACGCUGAUGACACCCAGUUAUAUCUCUCUUCCCUGGACCUCUCCCCUGCCGUCCUGCAACGUGUCACUGCUUGCCUUUCCUCAAUCUCUGACUUUAUGUUCUCCUGCUUUAUAAAACUUAAUCUCUCUAAAACUGAACUCCUCGUCUCCUCCUAAUACUGAUCCUCCUCUUUAACUCUCCCUUGAAGUCAGUGGUAUCCACAUCAGUACAUCCUUGCAAGCGUGCUGUCUUGGUGUUAUAUUUGACUCUGGCCUCACCUUUGAGCCUCACAUCCAGCAUGUUACCAAAUCCUGUAGAUUCCAUCUUAAAAACAUAGCCCACAUCCGCCCCUUUCUUGCGCAAGAUGCUACUAAAGAGCUUGUCCAUGCUCUAGUAAUUUCCUGCAUGGAUUAUUGGAACCCUCUCCUAAUUAGUCUUCCCAAAAACCGUAUAAGUUUUCUUGUAAGUGUCCUAUUUAUAGCUAAAUCCCCCCUCUUAUAAUAUUGUAAAGUGCUAUGGAAUCUGUUGGCGCUAUAUAAAUGGCAAAAUAUAUAAAUAUAAAACCCAACAUUUAUUUUCCAAAACAGAUAAUUACAGUUUAGAUUGUCAUGGAACAUAUUCAUAUGAAUUGACAUAAAAUCCUUUUAUAAAAAAUGACAGAGUUCGAAGUCAUUAUUAAGUCCAUGAGGCACCAAUGAGUUCAGAUUGAAAAUCCAUUUCAUUUCAGUCCGCCUCAUUUUUCUAAUCAUAUCUUCGCCUCUCCAAUCUAGCACUACUUUUUGAAUCCCAAUGAACUCCGUACCUCUAUGGUCUUGAUUAUGUUUAAUUUUGUAAUGUAGUGAUAGAUUGUGUUUUUCAUAGCCGUUUUUUAUAUUUCUUAAAUGCUCUUGAAUUUGGACAUUCAAUUUAAGAGUCGAACGUCCAACAUAAAUCAGGCCACAGGGACAUUUAAUCAAGUAUGUCACUCUUGUUGAGUGACAUGUAAUAACCUGUUUAAUGUGAAAAAUUUUGUCUUUUUGUGUAAAGUUUUUAACCAGAUGUUUAUACCACCUGGUGCUUUUGCAUGCACCACAUCCGCAUCCAUAGAAUCCUUUGGAUUCUUUAAAGAAUUGGGUGGUUCCUUUGGUCUUAAACUGACUGUGUACUAAAUGUCCUUAUACCCUUUCUCUUUAAAACCUUUUAAAAAUUUGGGGGAUUGUUCUUGAAAUUUUGUUUUGUCUGUACAGUUUCUUUUGAUAUGUAAAAGCUGUGCCUUUGGGACUUUUGUGAGCCAUGGUGAAUAGUGGCAACUGCUUUCUUGAAUAUAGCUAUUCACAUUUACUUUCUUAAACAACGUACUUGUGGGGGGCGUGUCCAACUACCGGCACGAUCGGACGCUCGGAUUAGGAGCUCCGCUUCACCCGGGCUAGAAAAGCUACUAUUAAGCUUGAAAACCGAGCUACAAACUAAAGGGGCAGUGUAGGAGUGACCCCAUGUCACCCUCAAAGCAAACUAAACUUACGGAUGCGGUCCGCCAAACCAAAAAAGAGCGGCAGAAACAGGCCCAAGAUGGCGCCGGCAGCAGAGCGCAAUCCCCAGAGCCUGAUGCCCUUAAUGAGGGGUCCCCACACCACUCUACAGAGGAUUGCCAAAUCUCAAAGGACUUCCUCAAAUCAAUGCUCAUGGAGCUGAGAGCCACAAUAAGAGAAGACUUUACGACUGCCAUAUCUGGUUUACACCAGGAACUAGAAGAAUUGGGAGACCGCACAGAUCAGGUUGAACGGAGGACAGAAGACCUGUGCUCAGCACACAAUGAAAUGGCAGACAAAUUAAAGAAACUAGAAGACGAUAAUACAAAACUGUGGCACAAGAUGGCGGACAUGGAGGAUCGUUCCCGCCGGAAUAAUGUAAGAUUUCGGGGGGUGGCGGAAUCCACCACAGCAGACCAGAUUCCAGCCUACAUAAAAACAAUAAGUGCUGCGUUGGUCCCCGAUCCCGCAUUCUCCUGGGAAGUGGACAGGGCCCACCGCCUACCCAAGCCACCUAGGUUGGGGACAGAAGUUCCGCGCGACAUUAUUGUGCGCUUUCAUUAUUACAAGGCCAAAGAGGCACUCUUAAAAGCAGCCAGAGCUAAGCCAAUGCUACCCGAACCAUAUAGCUCGGUCUCAAUCUAUGCCAACCUCUCAGCUCUAACUAUGGCUAGGCGAAGAGAGUUCUCAACCAUAACCAAGACUCUGCGAAAUCAUGAUCAGGCUUAUAGAUGGGGUUUCCCCACUAAACUGUUAAUAUGGCGGAACAACAAGCUUCAUACCAUAGUUGACCCGUCAGAGGGUAUGUCCGCGCUGAAAAGCUGGGGCCUAUGGAACACACCGGAGACCGACCAUCCGACGGCGACUGCAGGGACCUCAGCGAAGAAGACCCGUCCCGAAUGGAAGAUGGUGGGAGAACCCCCUCACCAGCGAUCCACAUAGUGUCAUCAAGCCAGGGAACCACAUUCACAACAAUGCCUUACACCGCUAUAGGAAGACAGACUAACUGAGGGUGCAGCAGUCGUUCAGGACACUACCUAGAAACUGUUCUCUGUGGGAUCCACGCUCCAGCCAUUCCCAUGCCUCGAGGCACUGGAAGGAGUCGGAGACACCGACGACCGACAGUGGUAUUUUUAUAUGGGGGCUCGCGUCAGUGCAACUAAUUUCAGCAUUAAGAUGAUCAAAUAAAAAAAAAAUUAAAAAAAAAAUAUAUAUAAUAUUAGUAAUAAUGCCACGACACUAGAGACCAGCUUACUACUCUCCCUCAUUCUACUGAGCCUUAUCCGAUUUAAUGCCCAUGCAAAUCACAUGGACCCGUGAAGACGCUGACGCGAGUCCCCACAAUGUUAAGCGCUAACCUUAUGCAAAGCUAAUUGUUAUGUGUAAUGCUUGAAGGGUAAUAUUUGGGGCUAAACACAUUGGCCUGCCUAAGGACUCCGCUGGUUGGAAAAUGUGUUUGGCACACAAUGUGAUAUUCCCAACAGGGGCGGAUUGGUGUUGAUGUUGUGUAUGGGUAGGUACCCCACAAUGGGAUGGCAAUGUACCGGUUAGCUACGAUCCAGAUAUCUAUACUACGCUAGCUGGGCCACCAUUGCAUAGCACUGACGUCUAAAGACAGAUCCAAAUGCCAAUAACGCACACACCAUAGGCAGGGGAAGCGUCCUACACAGGCUGGGAGUGGGUUCGAGCGAUCCCGAUAUGCUAUAGCUAAGGUUUAUUAAAACUAUUAAGAGAUUAACGAAAAUAACCGAAUGGAUAAGAAAAAAAAAAAAAAAAAGCACACAGUCCCUGAAGCUGCGACCCAUAUAUCUUAGACCCCUUUCGCAACAAUGCCUUCCAGUCCUACAGCGGACGAUAAUGGAAUUGUUGUCCUGGCUCCCAAAUCCCCAUGAUGAUUGCAGGCAACAGAGCAGACAUGUGUCAAGUCUGGCCCGGGUGUGGUAUAGUUCCGCACGACCCCCCUAAAGGACCUACAAUGGUGGAGCACGAUGGCUCCAUAUUGUACUCCAAUGUAAACUCUCAAGGUCGAGAGUCAUUGUAUAUACUUAUGUUUUUAGUUUUCCGUUUCCCCUGUUUUAUACCUGCCACCCCCCUACCCAAUACUAUGGCAGCAGAGAUAAAUUUUGCAUACACAAAAAUCCAGCAACCAUUAAGGCACGCUCAGGUACCCAGUAGAAUGUACUCGUUCGAGAGGUCAGUACUUAUACGAACUCCGUAUCAAGAUGAGAGAAUGCAACAUCCCACAUUAUGGCUUACUAAUUUAAAUGCUUUUCCAUGAACGUAAAUGGCCUAAAUAGUCCCUUUAAAAGAAGCUCAGUGAUCAGGGCAAUGCACAAAUCACAGGCAGCUAUAGUGUGUCUCCAAGAAACACAUAUGUGUAAGACCAAUCCCCCCACCCUAACAUCUUCUAAAUACCAUCAAGUGUAUCAUGCUCUUUCCCCAACCAAAACUAAAGGGGUGGCAAUACUGUUCCACGCAAAUUGGGUAUUCCAACUCACCAAUACAUACAGAGACGAGCUAGGCAGACUCCUCGUUGUGGUGGGCUCAAUGAAUGGCAUGCAAUUGACGAUAGCAUCCAUAUACGCACCCAACAACUCACAAACUGCAUUCAUAAAACGUGCGUUACACAAAAUAUCCAGCCUCCGGGAGGGUCACACCAUAAUUUGUGGGGAUCUAAACUGCACGCUGGACCCCAAUUUAGACAUCAAACGUAUAGAAGGCAAACAACCGCUCCAGCAAGCUAGUGCUCCACACGAACGACCUGUAUGACACAUGGCGCUCACUCUACCCGACCGAGAAUAAUUACACCUACUUUUCACAGGUACACCACACUUACUCGCGCAUAGACAUGUGCUGGGUAGACAAAAGCACAAUCCCGAAUGUUAUAGAAGCACAAAUAGGUGACAGAACUUGGUCUGACCAUGCGCCAAUAAUCACCACGUUCAGGGCCUUAUACCCAGCUAGAGGACGGAGUGCGUGGCGUCUGAACGAAUCCCUCAUAGAUGACAAUGACACGGCCACCAAAAUACGCAGGAAUAUACAAACGUUUUAUGAAAAUCAUCAGACAGACCCUUCCAGUAUAGGCACCAAAUGGUUGGCCCUCAAAGCUGUACUUAGAGGUCUCUUAAUACAAGCGGGGUCAAUACGCAAAAAGAAAGCUUAUAACGAAAAUGAUACACUAAUUGCACUGCUCCAGACAUUAGAAAGGGCUAAUAAAGUAAGACCAUCUAGAUUACUGUCCCAACAGAUUGAACAGACAAGAGGGAAGAUACAUGCACUGUCUCUAACCACUAUGGAAAGGCAACUACGCAAACUGAAAUUGACCUACUACAUGCAUGGAAAUAAGGCAGGCAAGGUGCUAGCAAACCGUCUAAAAUCGCGUUAUAUACAAACAAAACUCCCAUACAUGACUACGGCCACGGGUACAAAACUAUUUAACCCGCAGGACAUAGUGGAUGAAUUAGCGAACUUCUACAAAGGCCUAUAUAACCUCACACAAGAUAAAUCACUACACCAACCAAUAGCAGCUGACAUAGACACCUUUCUGGGCGAGGCAAAUUUGCCACGUCUGUCUAUACAUCAAAGACAGACACUGAUAGCUAAGUUCACGGAAGUGAACUUUCCCAGUAGACACAUGGCAUCGGGCUCAGAAGCUAACAAAGCAGGCCUCACAUAGCCUUAAUCAGUGGGAAACGUACUGCAAACUAACCAUGCGCUGGUACCUGGUCCCCAACAAAUUGGCCCACAUAUAUCCAGGAGCGAACAAACUAUGUUGGAGAUGUCACAAUCAAGAGGGGUCCCUUUACCAUAUAUUUUGGAAAUGUACACAGAUCACAUCAUUAUGGCAAGACAUCCACACACUUUUUUGCAAAAACCUAGGGAUCGGGGUACCUCCGACACCAGAAUGCUUUUUAUUACACAUCUUCCCAGACAACCUCCACGAAGAGGAAAACUAUUUAAUGAUCCACUGCCUCAUGGCAACUAAAACAGCGAUUGCCCAAAAGUGGAAAUCUACACAAGCUCCCACGUUAUCAGAGAUUUUAGGUAGACUAGAUUCGAUUUAUAAUUACGAGCGUAUGGCAAGUCGCAUCACUGAGAGGCAGAGCAGACAUGAAACUAGGGAGUUCUCAUCUCCCUUCCAAAUAAAAAAUAUGUUGUCUAUGUAGCAGUGAUUGGUGACCAGGUUCGCAUCCCACCUAUGUUCCUCCAAGAUAAACUCAUGUUCCCACAAGGACAUGAAUAGGUUUGCGUAACUGGGUGCGAACCUGGUCCCCAUCGCCGCUCCACACAUCUGAAGAUUAAAGGUGUUGUUGAACCAAAAAUAGUUGUUUGAUAGGAUCCAUUUGAUCCCCUCCAGAAUAAACUCAGUUUGAAUCUGACGGAACUUCUUGGGAUUUUCCAAAAUGUUUCUGGUGACUUGACAGCCUCAUUCAUGUUCAAUAAUGGUGUACAGUGAGCCCACAUCUGCCGUCACUAAAAAGAAAUCUUGUUCCCACUGUACACCAUUCAGAAUCUGGAGGAUGUUAAUGGUAUCCCUCAAAUAACUUGGACAAUUUGUUGGAGGUUCCAAUCAAUAUAAUGUGACAAACGGUUCGAGAUGGCGUUAAUCCCUUAAACUAUAGGUCUACCAGGGGGGGUUUUCUUUGUCUUUAUGUACCUUGGGAAGGUAAUAAAAAAAUGGAAUCUUAGGAUGGGGAAUGUUUAAAAAUUCUGAUUCUUUUUUGUUUAGUAUACCCAAGGUUUUUCCUUUCUCAAUCAGCCUGUAGUAUGCAAUUUUCAUCUCGUUUGUUGGGUCUUUGCUCAAUACCUUAUAUGUAUUGUUAUCACUUAAAAGUCUCAGGGCAUCUUUAAGGUAGUCAUCUGUGUUUAGAAGAACUAUACCUUCCCCUUGUCAGCAGGAUUGAUAAUGAGGGUCUCAUCUUUCUUUAGUUCUUUCAGUGCCUCACUUUCUUUCUUAGUGAGGUUGUGUAUGUAUCUUCUUGAGGGUUUUAUCUUUUCCAAGUCAUGCAUUACCAUAAGUUCAAACGUGCCCAUUUCUUCUGAAAUGCAUGGUUUGGGGAAAAAUUGAGAAUUCACCCUCAAGUUGGUAUGUACGAAUUCUGAGUUGACAGUUGGGGUAUUGGUUCUUUCUAAUGGCUGCCUUGAGAAGAAUUUAUUUAAGCACAGUUUCCUCUUAAAUUUGUACAAAUCUAUAUAGGUACAGAAUUUUUCAAUUUUUUUGGUUGGAGCAAAUUUCAGGCCGAUCUGUAGGAGGUUAUUUUGGGGUAUAGUAAAGUUUUGCUUGAAAGCUUAAAUAAUCCUAAUUCUUUCUUUUUUCGUGUUUUUUCUUUCUUCCUUUUCUGUAUACGGACUCCUCUUUUAGCUCUCCUUCUUCUACAUUCCUUCUCCUCUUCCCUGGUGAUAGGAAUGUAGUUGUUGUGGUUUUGCGUUUCCCUAUAACAUGUGAGUUCCAAAAAUCCUCUCCCUUUGAGGAUCUUGUGAGGUGAUUAUAUUUAUUGUGAGGAAAGAUGUUGUUAUUAUUAGUAUGUGUACUCCUUUCCUCUCUGGGUCUAUAAUCUCUGUAUGUUCUGGUUGCCUGUAUGGGGUGUUCUAGGUCUUUCUCUCAUUUGUUGUACCUUUGGUCUUACUACUUUUUCUGGGGAUUUGUGGUAUUGUUUGGUAAUGGUGUCAUAUUCCCUUUGUAAAUUUGUAACAUUAGGUAACUUCCUUUGUGGAGUAUGGCGAGGAGUUGUUCUUUGAUAAUUUCUAGUUGGGCUACAUUUUCUCCCUUGCUUAUUAAGGAUAUUAACCUUAUGUGUUAUAUGUGUUGUUGUGAUUAUUUCCUCUUAAAUAUGAUCUUGUCUGAUUUUUCGUAUAGUCAAUGUAUUUUCGUUUUUUAAUUUCCACCACACUUCUCUCCAGUUUAUCUAAGUUACCUUGUAUUUCUUCAGUGAUUAGGGCAUAGUCCUCAGGAGACAUAUUGCUAACUAAAAAGUUUUGCGACAUUAAUUUUAUCGUCUAAACGUUUUAAUGUGUUUGUACGUUUCCUGAACACAUCUGCUCAUGAGAUCUGAGCCUGUCCUUAUCUGGCUCUAACCCACGUGAGUGCAUAUCGAUUAUAUUAACACUCACACUGGCUUUAUGUAAAAUACUACACUAUAUUGUUUUUUCUUAUUUAUCUAGCAAACUGCUGUAUAUUCAUUCCUAAAUUGCUGUAUAUUAAUGAUGUAAGUGAUGUUUUUUAGCGCUCCACUACUAUCACUGGUGGUAACUUGUUUCCACUCAGUUUUUCUACAUCCACUUACUCUAUAGCAUGUGUUGUGAAGGAGAUACUCAUACUUUGAGGUAGCUGCUAAUCUUUAAGUAUAUAAGUAUAUAAGCGCUUUUACACAGAUCACUUUGUAUUUUCUGUCCACUUUGAGAAUUGAGACAGUGGGGAUAAUAGUGAAAUAUUGAAACAAUUUGGGUGAUAGUAUCCCUUGGGUUAAGACUGUAAUAGUGGGAAGAGGGGUGACUAUAGUGUUUUUAUAGUUAUUUUGGUGACUAUAGAGUCCCUUUAUGAUGUCGAGAAUGAGGUGGAGAUGUGGGAAAGGUUGAGAUAUUGGGUUUGAGAAUGGUACACUGAGAAUUCUCACAUCUACAGACAUUCAUUCCUCAUAUAAAACAUUAGUGUCUGGUUGCCAACACAGAAAGCUCCUUUGAGAAGGUCAAGCCUCAUCUUUUGUUCCCCUGUUUUGUGGCAAAAUACAGGUAUUCUUUAUAAACCAAUGCAUAUCACAAUAAAUUAAUGUGUAAAUAAAACACUACAUGCAAAUUAAUAUAACUGAGUUUUAGUACCGUAGAUAUGUUGUUGUUAUUUAUUUAAAUUUUUUGGUUUUUGAAGGUGUCAGCUGGUGGCUAUUCAGUAGAAAGGUAAUGUUGUACUUAUAUUUAAUAUCCUCCAAAGAUCUCUAUUUUCUCUUCUUUUUGUCUUCCACAUUUCAUACUGCAGCUAUUACUUUGUUACCCAUAUUUUUAACCCAUAUUUACUGAUAUUUCCUUAUACAUCCCCAUACACCCUAUGCCUCCUCUAACACUGUCUUAUUCACACCCAAUACUCCUUAGUAAUAUCAUCAAAGUCUCCUGCUCACCAUUCACUAGCAAUGGUAAGGAAAAAUACUAACUAAAAUAAGUUGUUUUUUUUCUAAAAAAUAAAACUACCAUCCCUUUAACACAUGGUUUAUAGGACUCUGGAUUGCGAUAUUAUGACAACCAUCAUUUUUAGAAAACUCUUCUCUAUUAGUAUACGGGAAUAUCUGGAAUAUUCUGCUGCCUGCUUUUUUUUUUUUUUAAAUUUGUAUUUUAUUGGUUUUCACAUCAAUAAGUGUAGGGUGGGUGGGGUGGGGUACAGAAAAAAGAAGGAGGUGGGGGAAGGAGGGGGGGGGGAAGCUCAAUCACGUUACAUCGAAUCAUAUGUUGGCUAGGAAUAUACAAAAAUUGACAUUUGCAGCAGUUCAACAGCACACAGUAAACGGUUGUUCUCCCUAUGCAUCUUAGUACAGCUGAUCCGAACAUCUAGGCAUAUUUCCCAAUUCCUAAGUCCCAAUCUGCCUUGUAGUACUCCCUGACCCAGUGUUUUUCCCCACUACCUCGAGGUGCUUGCUACCCACCCUCUUUCUGCGUCUAGUCUUUGUGUUUAGUUAGGUUGUUGGUGGCUUACGUGUUGUUUGUUCGCUGUUCUCUAGACGCGCCACUGUUCCCACAUACUGCUACUGCAGCUGGUUCUAUUCCGCGCCUUGGAGAAGCUUGUUUCAUAAAUAGCUUGGUUGUCUAUGUCCUGGAUGAAGGUUGGAAUGCUAGGGGCCUCUGUUGUUUUCCAGAGUCGUGCUAUCAAUUUUUGUGCGCUUAGCAGGAUGUGGUACAUUAAUUUUCUCGCUUGUGUGGGUGUUUCCCUGGGUAUGUCUAGCAGUAGAAAAGUCUUAGGAUCAAGGGGUAGUUGAAUGGUAGUGGUAUCGGCAAUGAUUUUUUGGGUGUCUUCCCAGUAUCUGAUUAGGCGUGGACAUUUCCACCAAAUGUGGAGGACCGAGCCCUUCUCUUGUUUGCAUCUCCAACACGUCGGAGACGCGUUGGGAUACAGUUUAUGUAUGCGUAGCGGCACCAUGUACCACCGAUAUAUUGUUUUCUGGUGUUGCUCUAUAAGGGGAGCAGAUUUGAUCAAUUUUCUAGUUGAAGAUGUGAUAUUGGACCACUGUCUCUCAGUGAUGGGAGUGUGGAGGUCCAUUUCCCAUUGGUGUGCUGGCGUGGAGUCGGAGAGGGGUUGGUACGGCAGAAUAAGUCUGUAGCAUCCAGAUAAGGGUUUGAAGGUCUGGGGUAGUUUGCCUGUGAUACCUGUUUGUUCCCAGAUUGAGAGCUCUCUAGUCUCUCUUCUACUAUCUUUAUUACUUGUGUGUAGAAAGGAUUUAAGUUGAAUAUAUGAAUAUCGUGAUGUGUGUGGUAGGUUAUAAAUCAUGGUGAGACGUUCAAAACUCAUCAGAUCACCCGAUUCAAAAACCUGAGCUACAUGUGAGAUUCCCCUGCCCAUCCAUGGUGUUGCAUGAAAUGUUGGGAUGCAGUAUGUUAUGGCUUCUAUGGGUGUUGCCCUGAAGAGGGGGUUGGCUGUCUCGAACUUCAUCCUAUGUAAGUCCCAAAUUUGUAACGCUAGUUGUACUUGUAAGGGUAUUAACGGUGUGUUUGGUCUGUUUUUUUUGUGCAACCAUAUCAGGUUAUUGGUUGAAAAGGGUUUAACAGCUAGGUUCUCUAAGUGCACCCAUUGUGGUUGGUUGUCCCUCACCAAAUGUGUUAGCAGAGGGGUUAAGACUGCCGCUUGGUAGUAGGAUUUUACAUUUGGAAACGCCAUGCCCCCGUGCUUCACUGGUGCAGAUAAUAGUCUGCAAGAAAUUCUCGCCCGUCUUGCUUCCCAGGUAAACUGCAGCAGCUUAGAUUGUAUGGUUUUAAAAUAAGAUUGUGGCACCUUCAACGGGAGGUUCCGAAACACAUAUUGAAGUUUCGGUAGUACCGACAUUUUAAUAGCAACAAUACGUUCAGUCCAAGUGAGGAACAGUUUUUCCCAGCCCCCAGUAAGGACAGGCACUCAUUCCAUACUUUGGUAUAUGCUGCCUGCUUUUUAACAAAUAUAUUGUCUGACUUUUGCUUAAUUGUGGGUGACCGCCAGUGUGGUGAAUAUACAGUAUCUCACAAAAGUGAGUACACCCCUCACAUUUUUGUAAAUAUUUUAUUAUAUCUUUUCAUGUGACAGCACUGAAGAAAUAACACUCUGCUACAAUGUAAAGUAGGAAGUGUACAGUCUGUAUAACAGUGUAAAUUUGCUGUCCCCUCAAAAUAACUCCACACACCAUUAAUGUCUAAACCGUUGGCAACAAAAGUGAGUACACACCUAAGUGGAAAUAUCCAAAUUGGGCCCAAUUAGCCAUUUUCCCUACCCGGUGUCAUGUGACUUGUUAGUGUUACAAGGUCUCAGGUGUGUUAAAUUUGGUGUUAUCGCUCUCACACUCUCUCAUACUGCUCACUGGAAGUUCAACAAGGCAACUCAUGGCAAAUAACUCUCUAAGGAUCUGAAAAAAAAGAAUUGUUGCUCUACAUAAAGAUGGCCUAGGUUAUAAGAAGAUUGCCAAGACCCUGAAACUGAGCUACAGCACAGUGGGCAAAACCAUACAGCGGUUACACUUAGAACAGGCCUCGCCAUGGUCGACCAAAGAAGUUGAGUGCACGUGCUCAGCGUCAUAUCCAGAGGUUGUCUUUGGGAAAUAGACGUAUGAGUGCUGCCAGCAUUGCUGCAGAGGUUGAAUGGGUGGGGGGGUCAGCCUGUCAGUGCUCAGACCAUACGCCGUACACUGCAUCAAAUUGGUCUGCAUGGCUGUCGUCCCAGAAGACAGCCCGCAAACAGUUUGCUGAAGACAAGCAGACUAAGGACAUGGACUACUGGAACCAUGUCCUGUGGUCCAAUGAGACCAAGAUAAACUUAUUUGGUUCAGAUGGUGUCAAGCGUGUGUGGCGGUAACCAGGUGAGUAGUACAAAGACAAGUGUGCCUUGUGUACAGUCAAGCAUGGGGGUGGGAGUGUCAUGGACUGGGCCUGCAUGAGUGCUGCCGGCACUGGGGAGCUACUGUGAUAUACUGAAGAAGAGCAUUAUCCCCUUUCUUUGUAGACUGGGCUGCAGGGCAGUAUUCCAACAUGAUAAUGACCCCAAAAACACCUCCAAGACGACCACUGCCUUGCUAAAGAAGCUGAAGGUAAAGGUUAUGGAUUGGCCAAGCAUAUCUCCAGAACUAAACCAUAUUGAGCAUCUGUGGGGCAUCCUCAAACGGAAGGUGGGGAAGUGCAAGGUCUCUAACACCCACCAGCUCCGUGAUGUCAUCAUGGAGGAGUGGAAGAGGACUCCAGUGGCAACCUGUGAAGCUCUGGUGAACUCCAUGCCCAUGAGGAUUAUUUCAGUGCUGGAAAAUAAUGGUGGCCACACAAAAUAUUGACACGUUGGGCCCAAUGGACAUUUCCACUUAGGGGUGUACUCACUUUUGUUGCCAGCGGUUUAGACAUUAAUGGCCGUGUGUUGUUAUUUUGAGCGGACAGCAAAUUUACACUGUUAUAUAGGAAGUACACUUCCUACUUUACAUUGUAGCAGAGUGUCAUUUCUUCAGUGUUGUCACAUGAAAAGAUAUAAUAAAAUAUUUACAAAAAUGUGAGGGGUAUACUCUCUGUCCUUGUGAGAUACUGUAUAUUGUUGGUAAAUAACUCCAAUUUCUAAUAGUUGGUAACCAUUCUCCCAUAAAAAGAUAUAAAUUAUAAGGGACAAUCCUGACUUGAAAAAAAUAUAACAAGGAAAUAAAACACUGACAAUUAUACUUAAAUGUAUUAUGCCUCUAAGAAGCUGAUGAUGCAUGUCUAUGAUUUCUAGUGAAAGCUUUAAAUAUAGACUAUACUAAAGAUGCCACACAAACCCUGGCCUAGUGGAAGGAUUUGUGCUGAAAUAGGCAAAAUCCACAUGACGGGAAUUUCAUUAUUUACUCUGGCUUUAAAUUUACUUUGAAAUAUCACAUUAAUAAAUAACUGUUAAUCUUUUGUGGACAAUGUUUUAUUUAUUGUCAUAGGGUACUAUUCACUAAGUGCUGUUCAGUGCUCACAGUUCAUUUUUGUGUAGUUUAUUUUUUUGUCCUUUCGACUACUUGCAGAAGACAGAUUCAAUUAUUUCAACCAAAUUUGCACUUCCAUUUGUCUGCAGUUCGGAUGACUGGUGAAAUUUGCUAAAUAACACAGGCUAUUCAGCUAUCCACAAACAGACAAGUUGCAACCAAAUUGCCUUUAUUCAAUUGUUCCAUUUUCAUUGAUACCUAACCCUCCCUAAUCCUAAAUUUCCCUAAAGCAAUCCCAAAUUUCUCUUAAAGAGACACUACAGGCACCCAAACCACUUCAGAUCGUUCAAGCAGCCUGGGUGAACUGUCCCAGGUCCCUUAGCCCUGCAAAGCUAAGCAUUGCAGUUUUAAGAAACUAGAGACUUCCUGGUGGUUAGGUGACUUUUGGUGAGCAUGAUCUCCCAUAUGCAUAUGGUUUAAACUAAAUACAAGGUUCCCAAAUCCUGGAGAAAGAGGAUGUUGUGCAUCUCACUUUGGCCGUUAACUCAUCCACAAUGAAGUUUUCUUCUACUUUUGCUAGAACCUCUUAAGGAUGGUACUCCUGUCGUAAACCAACCUGCCCCUAAGACCCUUCUAGUGACAAGGAAAUUAGGUUUAGUAAUUUUUGAGAAUGUUUUGACAUACCAUCCAGUGGGCGUGAGAGUAAAAAUAUCCAUGGAGAUAAUUCCACGGGUUUCUGAAGGACGUUUGCUGCUAGGUCCCUAAUCCCUUUCCAAUAACCAUGCAGUUUGGGACAGUCCCACUACAUGUGUAAGUAAAUUAUUUUGUGUCCACAUACACGCCAGCAAAGGCUGGUUGGGUGAUGUCCUCUUUUAUGUAGAAAAACUGGGGUUACAGGCCAGCAAAAUGCUAUUUUAAGCACCUGUUCCUGUGAGAGGACGCAAACAGAAACUUUAGAUGCAGCUUCCCAAAACUCCUCCCAGUCGCCACCCUCUAGGGACUCUCCUAAGCUGGCCUCUCAAUGCUCUAUUAGCACUGCACACACAAACUACUUACAUUUACCCAGCUAAUCACAUACACAGAACUUUGCACGAAUGCAUAUAUGAAGGACACAUUGAUGAAACUGCCCUUGGGAUAGCAGAGAGGAUAAAACCAUCCCUGAAAACAGUUUUGUUUUUUUGUGCAUGUCUGUUUGGUAUCUCAUCACAAACCUUUUGGCAUCGAGCUAUAUGCUCUCAGAGCUAUAUGUUCUCAACUUCUAGACUAAAAUCUGUGCCAUGCUGAUGUGAACCAAAAGGUUGAAACUGUACAGUCCAUGGCUGAUUUCUGGUCACUGUUCCAUUUGGAUCAUACCCCAUGUUUUGCUCUAAAAAAAAAAACCUGUGCUUUCAAACAGUGUCCAUUGCUAAGCAAACCAGUAGAAAUGCAGAGUGAAGUCUGAAACACAGUACCUUUUUCGGUGCUCAUUUGCAUGUCAAGCUGUGAAUUCUCUAUCCAAUCUAAACUUCCCAAAGUCCAACUUAAUAUAAGCAGGUGAUGCACAGCUGUAAUUUAUAUAUAUGCAUAAUGGCAUUGCCUUUCUGAAACACUUUCAAAAAUUUUAGUUAGCCUAACAAGUAGCAAUCAACUUAGUAACUGAAACAACUGAAAAAGUAUUUUCUUCCACAGUCUUUUAGCUCCUCCACCGUCCGUAAACUCACAGAGAACCAGCCUGAGGAAGUUUUCUAACUCUUCAGCAACGACUGAACAGACAGCCGGUAGGUAAUUAUACAUGGAAAUUCAGUGCAGGCAAAAAUUUAUAUUUGUUCAUGGGUGAUAAAACUAAAAUAAACUAAAAAGAAAUACUAAAUAUAAAGCCGGCUAUUUUUUUACAUUUCACUGUUUUGUUAAUGUCUUCUAUCUCUUAAUAUUUUCUUCAUAUACUUUAACCUAACAUUACAUUCUUGUGGUCUUAGGCCUUGCGUCUUUUUCAUACAAAAUGUUGGGAUCUAUGGUGGCAAGAGACACCAGCUAGAUGACUUUAUUUUGAACAUUUAAUGUUAAUCAAAUUUUGAAAUUAAAGAAGACAAUAUAACAAAUAUUAACUAAAUAUCAAAGAAAUUUUAUGAGAAGUGUAAUAUAUUUAUAGAUAACGUGUCUGACAGAAAGUCCUGCAAGUUGUGAGGUGGGUUUGUUGUUCCAGCACAUCGCACAGAUGCCUUCUUUCCAUAGUGGUAUCUGCUGCAAUCUUUUCCCCAGGUAAACAAUGCACACCAUCUGCCAUCCUCCUGAUCUAAAAGAAAAUGUAAUUCAUCAGACCAGGCAACCUUCUUUCAUCGAUCCAUGGUCCAAUUCUGUUGCUUACUGUAGCGGAUGGCCCUGUGCUGUCCUGAGCAAUUCAUGUAUUUCUAUGCAUUCCUGUGAAAAUGGCAAAGUCUAUGUAUUUGAUGUAUUGGAUUCGUCUGAAUGUUAGUUAGUUUCAUUCCCUUAGUUUGUUCGAAUGAAACUACCGAACAGUCAGACCUCCCAUGUGUGAAGUGUGUUCUCAAUUACCCAUUGCAACAUUGUUGCGAACAUGUAAUUGGCAAGUGAAGUAGCCGUCCUUUGUUCUCGGGGGUGGCCGCCAUUCGAAAAACGAACACGUGGCGGCGGCCAUUUUAAAACUCCCGAACAGCGGUGUUUUGCCGUUGAGUGUCUGGAACUCAAAUCGGACUCUCGACUAGGCGAACACCGCUGAAGCCUCCACAAGCCCGGUCCGUUCGGUUCCUAACUACCGAACGGCCCCUCAUUCGGUAGAUAGAAAGAACCGAACGAGGGGAUUCAGGCGAACCCUCCCUAGUCUCUAUAGCUAGAGGCUUUCGUGAAGUUUGUUCCCUUACUCCAGGACCGACCGCAGGGCCCAUUCGCAUGGAACCACAUUCGGCUGUCUCAGUCAGUGCGGUCGGUCAUUUUAUUCCCUCCAUAGAUUUCCCGAACCCCUGGUCUGAUCUGGGUGAUUUUUGGAUAUGUUGUUCACCCAGAUCAGGGCUAUCAGGGGUGUAGGAUUUAAAAGGGUACCCCUACGUUUAGGGGUACAUCCAGAAACGGGGGGAAUUACUGUACUGGAUAAGGGGAUUAUGAUGCUGGCUGAGGGGAGGAGAUGUGUGGGAGGUUACCAGGACGGGAUUGGCUACUGUACUAAUGAUUGUAAAUCCCUCCCUUGCAUGGGAGCAUGCUUUAAAAGGACAGUGUGGAUUAAAGAUUUCAGUUCUGCUCCUGAAACUGUGUGUUGUCCAGUUAUUGGGAUUGCUGUUGGGAUAUUGCUGUUAUUAUACCUUCUGGAAACCUUGCCUGUGGAUUUACUAAUUACUUGUUCCUGAGCCUCACUUGGAUUAUAAGCGGAGAUAACCUGGGGAAUAUUGCAUCUCCGCUACACUUACAUUCCCAUUAAUGAGCCAUGGGAGCCCAUGGGUUCACAUAUUGUCCUUCCUUGCACCACGUUUUGUAGAUACUAACCACUUCACACUGGGAACACACCACAAGACUUGCCGUUUUGGUAAUCUUCUGACCUAGUUGCUGCCUAACAUAUCCCAUCCCUUGACAGGUGUCAUUGUAACAAUAUACUCAAUGUAUUUCUCUUCACCUCUCAGUGAUUUGAAUGCUGUGGCUGAUCAGCGUGUUAUAGACUUUCUUUUAUGAAAAAUUGUUUAAAGUAACACAAACUUUAGUCACCUCCACCAUUGAGAACUGGGAAGCUCUCUGCUCAGAGCUAGCCCGGUGGUGCAGUAUUUAGCUCAUUGUCUAAGAGAGUUCUGCUGAUGCUCUCAGCCAAUGAGCUGUCCAUGCACGACAGAUCCCAGGCAAACUGUCAAACGUUAGCAAAUGGUUUUACUACAUAAACUGGGAGGGCACCAGGGCACUCCUGCCACCAUAACAACUACAGCCUACGUUAAUGGUUAUGGUGUUGGGAGUUGUGACGAAGUGCCCUUCGCCACUUGGUCCUGGAUAGGCCUGCUAGCCAGUCUCCUGCCUUGUGACUAUGGCCCUGGGUUGUAUGGCCCUUUAAGACUAUUAUUUGGGCUUAUGGACUUUCAUUGAACUAGUGCUGGUCCUUUAAGCACAGUUUUGGGACAUAGUGAAAAUUGGAACAAUGCCCCUUUAAAACUGUGUCCCCAGAGUCCCCAGACUGUGAAAAUAACUUGUACAUGGCUUUUUCCCUUAUGGUUUGGUAAAUGGGGCUUACCGAACCAUUUACUGCACAGGCGGACCACACAGAAGUGGAAGUGUGCAGUCAAUUUACCUCCCAGGCUGGUGGUUUACCGCAAUGUUUCCGACCGCUGGGUGGCCGUCGUUCGUAUAGUCGAACACUUGGCGGCGGCCAUCUUUGUUAGUCGAAAGCGGUCAGCGGUGUGUGCAGCCAAAUCCACGGAACUGAAAUUGGCUACACAUUUGCACGAACACCGCUGACCCUUACCUUCUCCUCUACUCCGUUUUCAGCUGCAGCGUCUAAGUCCCGUUCGGCGAUUUGAACACACAGGGAGACUAAGCUAUUUGCACGAACGGUGCCCCAUUUGUGCAUGCGAAUAGGUAAUUUUUCUGAGUGAAAUUGACCGACCGCACAGCCCAAAUCUAUGGAACUGUUUUGGGCAGGAAAAUGUGCUUCCGACUAACUUUUUAACCUCUGGAGGGAAUUGCCUGAAUUUUGGAUAUGUUUAUAUUUGAAGUAUGCUGAGUUCGAAUAUGUAACUUUUAUUAAUAUUGCAUGUGUCCUUUUAAAGUUAUAGGAAUUGUAUAACUGUAUUUUUCCUGCCUAUGAUAAUUACGUUAACCCAUUGUGUACAGUAAUUAUAUCACAGGCAGAGGGGAGGAUUUUGCUGAAAUGAAUGGGAGUGUUUUACUGUAUUGUACAUGUUUGAUUGGCUGUUCUACAAACCCAUGUGGGUGGUACUUUGUGUGUAAAACUUGCAUAAAAGAAAGCCUGUUGGUGCUGAUUAAAAGAGAUCUUCUUGACCCUCAACAUGUAGUCUUGUCUCGUGAUUGAAGGGGAACUGCUAUAUUCACACUGGAGAUUGCUAUACUUUGUAUACUCCCCUGAGCUUUAAUCACUUAGCUCUUUUAAGAGCUGUUCCUGAUACGCUUUCCUGGAGGAGAGGUCUUUCCCACACAGUCCUGGAGGACAGAGGCUGAUUCAGGGUGGAAGGAAGACGGCGAGACUUCAGUUAAGCUACGGCGGUUGUGCAGUCCGCAGUGGUUGUGGUGUCCGGUGCGGUGCUUGUGGUCAUUGGCGCAAGCUAGGAAGCGUCCAUCAACGGAAGGUACUCGAUCAAAGUACGGGGAGUUCCGUUACAGGAGUGUUCCUUUAACAUGUUAAACUAACUAUAAUAUAAAACCAUUCCACAUUCAUCCCUUUUGUUUUAUUACAGAACCACCACCUGACACAAAUACAGUAAAUGACGUGAAUAGAAAAACUGCAAAUAUUGUGGUACUGGAUUUGUUAACUUUGUUAAUGAAACCUGCUGAUUUAAGUAAGUAAUUUUUUUAUUCAAAUAAACUAACUAUAUUUUUAUGGUGAAUCAAAGAUGUUCACAAUAUUCAUAUUUCUUGUGUUCAAACAGAUCUGCAUUUGAGUGUUAAUUAAAAUCAAUUACAUUAUGAAGUUACAAAAUAUACAUACAAACCCAUAGUUGUGAGAACAAUUAAUUACAACCAUGUCACAGUUGCGAUUAAAGGGACACUAUAGGCAUCAAAACAACUUGAUCAUAUUGAAGCAGUUUUAGAGUAUAUAUCUCACUGCUUAGUUGCAGUUUAAAUCACUUUUGUUUCUCUUUAUGGAGGCUGACUCACUUACCGUAACUUACCGUAAAACUUAUUUUUCCAUAGUCCAAGCGGCAGUCAUGACAAGUUGGAUGUAGUUGCCUAUUUCUCACAGGACAGGUAGCAUUGGAAAUGUUAAAACAACAAAAUGCAGUCCCUUUCCCCCCAGUCUCCUUCCCUCCUAGCCUUAUAAAGACUUAUUUGGGGGGGGAAAAAAAAUUUCAAUCAGACAUUAACUUGCUUUAGAAGUUUUAUCUCCUCUCUGUAAAUUGAACCUUAAUCACACACAGGAGGCUCCUACAGGGUCUAGAAUGCUAUUAACUAGACAUGUGCACCAGUGAAAUGUUUGUUUUGUACGAAUGAAUUCGUACUAAAUAAACAUUUUAUUUGUCCUUUACGAAUUUUGUUCGUAAAACAUUAGUUUUUCGGAUGAAAUUCGGUAAAAACUAAUUUUUUGUCCAUUAGGAUGAAAAUAAUACUGCGCGUGUAACAAAAAAAAUAGCAUGGGGGAGCCGGCAGCGCUACCAGCUCCCUCCUUGUAAUAAAUAUUAACAAUUCCUACCUCUCCCCCCAAAUGCAUUAAAACCUGUGAUGGUCACUAUGGCCCUCAUAUUAAUAAAAGGGAGGUUAAAUCCUUCCGCAUGCCCCUGCUCACAGUAUGCCGCAAGUAGGGGCAUGUUGCCUAAACAGCGAGCAGCCAGUGGCUGCUCGCUGUCAUUUAAAACUACUAGUGACUGCCCUGGCCUGUACGAACACCAUGCAAGGGAAUCUCUUCAUUUCAGGAUACGAAUGCUCCCCCUGUUCGGUAGUUCAUAUCUCCCAAAAGUUGUUAGUAUAGGUGGUCGGGAAAUAGACCGGGCAGUGUUCUACGUUUUACCGGCGUUCGCGCAAAUGCCUAGCCGAAAAGAGGUCCAGACACUCGAUGACCAAGUACCGCUGCCCAUGUUCGGAUUAUAAGAUGGCCACCCAGGGGAAGCAUUCAUUAAAUACUUCAUUGCUGUUUCGCACUUAAGUUGUUGGUGUUAACGUUCUAAUGGGGUAAAGGGGUGGUCCUCGGAGGAGACAAAAGGAUUCUGCUGCAGGGAGAUCCAGGUUUUUUUGUUUCUCCUCAGUGCUUUGGGGGUUAAUUCUCCUGCAGCAAGCAGUCUAUUAAACGAAAGAACUGAAACGAAAAGGUAAUGUAUUCGGCAUUUGCACUUUUGUUUCGUAUAUAAUUCGUAUUGACCGACCGCACAGCCCAAAUCUAUGGAACUGUUUUGGGCAGGAAAAUGUGCUUCCGACUAACUUUUUAACCUCUGGAGGGAAUUGCCUGAAUUUUGGAUAUGUUUAUAUUUGAAGUAUGCUGAGUUCGAAUAUGUAACUUUUAUUAAUAUUGCAUGUGUCCUUUUAAAGUUAUAGGAAUUGUAUAACUGUAUUUUUCCUGCCUAUGAUAAUUACGUUAACCCAUUGUGUACAGUAAUUAUAUCACAGGCAGAGGGGAGGAUUUUGCUGAAAUGAAUGGGAGUGUUUUACUGUAUUGUACAUGUUUGAUUGGCUGUUCUACAAACCCAUGUGGGUGGUACUUUGUGUGUAAAACUUGCAUAAAAGAAAGCCUGUUGGUGCUGAUUAAAAGAGAUCUUCUUGACCCUCAACAUGUAGUCUUGUCUCGUGAUUGAAGGGGAACUGCUAUAUUCACACUGGAGAUUGCUAUACUUUGUAUACUCCCCUGAGCUUUAAUCACUUAGCUCUUUUAAGAGCUGUUCCUGAUACGCUUUCCUGGAGGAGAGGUCUUUCCCACACAGUCCUGGAGGACAGAGGCUGAUUCAGGGUGGAAGGAAGACGGCGAGACUUCAGUUAAGCUACGGCGGUUGUGCAGUCCGCAGUGGUUGUGGUGUCCGGUGCGGUGCUUGUGGUCAUUGGCGCAAGCUAGGAAGCGUCCAUCAACGGAAGGUACUCGAUCAAAGUACGGGGAGUUCCGUUACAGGAGUGUUCCUUUAACAUGUUAAACUAACUAUAAUAUAAAACCAUUCCACAUUCAUCCCUUUUGUUUUAUUACAGAACCACCACCUGACACAAAUACAGUAAAUGACGUGAAUAGAAAAACUGCAAAUAUUGUGGUACUGGAUUUGUUAACUUUGUUAAUGAAACCUGCUGAUUUAAGUAAGUAAUUUUUUUAUUCAAAUAAACUAACUAUAUUUUUAUGGUGAAUCAAAGAUGUUCACAAUAUUCAUAUUUCUUGUGUUCAAACAGAUCUGCAUUUGAGUGUUAAUUAAAAUCAAUUACAUUAUGAAGUUACAAAAUAUACAUACAAACCCAUAGUUGUGAGAACAAUUAAUUACAACCAUGUCACAGUUGCGAUUAAAGGGACACUAUAGGCAUCAAAACAACUUGAUCAUAUUGAAGCAGUUUUAGAGUAUAGAUCUCACUGCUUAGUUGCAGUUUAAAUCACUUUUGUUUCUCUUUAUGGAGGCUGACUCACUUACCGUAACUUACCGUAAAACUUAUUUUUCCAUAGUCCAAGCGGCAGUCAUGACAAGUUGGAUGUAGUUGCCUAUUUCUCACAGGACAGGUAGCAUUGGAAAUGUUAAAACAACAAAAUGCAGUCCCUUUCCCCCCAGUCUCCUUCCCUCCUAGCCUUAUAAAGACUUAUUUGGGGGGGGGGGGGAAAUUUCAAUCAGACAUUAACUUGCUUUAGAAGUUUUAUCUCCUCUCUGUAAAUUGAACCUUAAUCACACACAGGAGGCUCCUACAGGGUCUAGAAUGCUAUUAACUAGACAUGUGCACCAGUGAAAUGUUUGUUUUGUACGAAUGAAUUCGUACUAAAUAAACAUUUUAUUUGUCCUUUACGAAUUUUGUUCGUAAAACAUUAGUUUUUCGGAUGAAAUUCGGUAAAAACUAAUUUUUUGUCCAUUAGGAUGAAAAUAAUACUGCGCGUGUAACAAAAAAAAUAGCAUGGGGGAGCCGGCAGCGCUACCAGCUCCCUCCUUGUAAUAAAUAUUAACAAUUCCUACCUCUCCCCCCAAAUGCAUUAAAACCUGUGAUGGUCACUAUGGCCCUCAUAUUAAUAAAAGGGAGGUUAAAUCCUUCCGCAUGCCCCUGCUCACAGUAUGCCGCAAGUAGGGGCAUGUUGCCUAAACAGCGAGCAGCCAGUGGCUGCUCGCUGUCAUUUAAAACUACUAGUGACUGCCCUGGCCUGUACGAACACCAUGCAAGGGAAUCUCUUCAUUUCAGGAUACGAAUGCUCCCCCUGUUCGGUAGUUCAUAUCUCCCAAAAGUUGUUAGUAUAGGUGGUCGGGAAAUAGACCGGGCAGUGUUCUACGUUUUACCGGCGUUCGCGCAAAUGCCUAGCCGAAAAGAGGUCCAGACACUCGAUGACCAAGUACCGCUGCCCAUGUUCGGAUUAUAAGAUGGCCACCCAGGGGAAGCAUUCAUUAAUUACUUCAUUGCUGUUUCGCACUUAAGUUGUUGGUGUUAACGUUCUAAUGGGGUAAAGGGGUGGUCCUCGGAGGAGACAAAAGGAUUCUGCUGCAGGGAGAUCCAGGUUUUUUUGUUUCUCCUCAGUGCUUUGGGGGUUAAUUCUCCUGCAGCAAGCAGUCUAUUAAACGAAAGAACUGAAACGAAAAGGUAAUGUAUUCGGCAUUUGCACUUUUGUUUCGUAUAUAAUUCGUAUGUAGGACUUUCGCUUAUGUUAUAGUAAACGAAUACGAAAAAUUCUGAAAAUUCUGACGAAAUCCUAUUCGUCCAAUAACAAAUGCACAUGUCUACUAUUAACAGAGCAGGAGAUACAGUCUAAAUUGAACCGUUUGUGCAGGAAGUUUAAACAUUAGAUGUCUCUUUACAGGAAGUGUUUAAAAAUACUGUGCAAGUUUUGUGCGGGGAAGUGUGACUAAGGCUGUAUAAACAAAGUGAUUCAACUCCUAAAUGACAGCGAAUUGGCAUGAUCUGCACAUCAAAACAGCUUCAUUAAGCUAAAGUGGUUUGGGUGUCUAUAGUGUCCCUUCCAUAGGUCAUUGAAAACCAAAUUGCAACAUUGAGGCUAAAAUACUCAUACAGACAGUAGUAUUUUGUUGUUUGUGAUUUUUUCCAAAUUAGCUAUUUUGGCUUACAUUUUCAAGUUUUGACUUUAAUUCAUUACAAUUAACCAUUUGGGUUUGUACAUGUAUAUAGUAGCCAUCAAAUGUCCCCAAGUAUAAAUUUACCAGUUUGAUGUAAGUCCUUCAUUUUCUGUGAACAUCUUCUUAAAACAGUAAGUUCAUACCAUCAGAAGAAAGAUAUAUUGGAUUUAAAAAAAAAAUCAAUAAAUAAAAGUUAUUUCAAAAGUGUGUAGCUGUGAAUAUCUUUGCAGACAAUAUGAGAAUGUGGGGUUCUAGUGACACACAGUGGCCAAUUAGGAGUACUACUGUUGAUUAAAUAAUGUUAGUGAGCUGAUGUUUAAUAAUAAUUGUAGAUAUUACAUUAGCAUAAUACAACCCCUAUAUCCAAAGUUUUUCCAAUUUGACACUUUGUAUUUUGCUAAAUGGAUAAUGAGUCCUGUGACUGUAUUGUGACAUAACGUGUUAUGACUGGCUACUCUAUGGAUAAGGGUGAAUUAUUAUACAAAUAGGGUGGGUUUAUUCAAUGUAUCUGUAAGUGUUAAAUUGACAAAACAUUGCAAAAAUUCUACAACUCAACUGAACUAUUUUGUCCUAUAAGUUUUCAAAUACCUGGUUUAUUAAGUAAGUUCACUAUUUUUUUAUCUCAUCAUUGUUUGUGUAUUGCGUACAAUUUACUAUAUGAUAACCAUUCAUUUACUAAGAUCAACAUGGCAUCACAUAGUGAGGGGAGCAGGUUAACGCUGUUACAUAUUUUUUGCAAAUCUCUGCAGCAGGAUGUUAGGCAGAACACUGCAAACUGUCCUUUUCUUUUUUAUGGUAAUUUAUAUUUUUAUUGAGAUGAUCGUACAGUGUGCAUGCUUAAAUUUCCAGCACACAAUUGAAUAACAGUUAGGCUUGCGCAGAAUAAAUGUCAGAAUCUAAACUGGCAGAAAUAACAUCUCAUUUUUGUAAAAUUAAAAUAAAACAGAGACAUGUCAUCAUAAGAUAUAAAAGAGGUAACAAAGCGGUAGUGAUAAGCUUGUCAAAAUAUAUGCACAAUUUGUAAAUAUAGCAAAUGAAAAACAUGGGAAAACAAUGCUUAAAAUAAUAAUAAAAUAAAAAUGAAAAGUCACUGGAGUAAACUGUGAGCAAUACUGAGUAAAUAAUAAAAGACACCAGUGAAGUUACCAUAGGACUAAUUCUAGUUGUUCAUAUAGCCUGCGUCUUGCUUGAUAAGCAGCCAAGCCCUGCCCCAAAAGCAUGAUUGCACACUUUAUUGAAAUAUCCUGUGCAGCCCUAAGUUAAUACAUAAAAAUAUUACAAUGCAAGAAGAUGAAAUAUUAGUAGAAAUAACUGAAACAGGAGAUCAUAUUUUGGAGGGAAAAGACAACUGAAAUCCAGCUGUAUAUAUGUCAUCAAUGUUUCUACUUUAAUCUGCCUUCUUCCCUGUAGAUAAUAUAUAUUUACACAGGCCGUGCAAUUAUGUAUUAAAGAUUUUUCUCUUAUUUUCAAGUUAUUAAUGGCCAAACCGUUGCUGAGCGUGACACUUUAAAUGGAAUGGCGGAGGAGCAUCUCAGAAACUAUAAAGAGGAUGUUAAGACUGCACAGGUAACAUAUAUAUAUCAGCAAUACAUCAUUUGCAAGAAUAACACAGGUACAGCUAUAGAGCAAAUAUAUUGUACAUUGAAAACUUAAUGAAUUGGAAGGCAUGCUGAAAUGGCAGUAAAUUACAAACUUGAGCCGAAAAGUGGAGCAGUGAAAACAAAAAAACUUAUAUUAUAAAUUCAGCAGAUGAGAAUUUCCCCUGUAGGAUCUUUCUGGAAUAAAAGGGAAUCAUGACAUGUCACACAUGUUUUGUGUCCUUAAGGGGUUAAACAGUGUCUCUCAUAGUGUGUCCAUACAUAGAACAUGCAAAAAGAUAAAGAAACUCAGCAUAGUGCAUAUUGUUUUCAGGGUGAGUGUAUCUUGAGAUUGUACAGAUUUCACACUUACACACUAACUUUGUGCAUUAAGAACCUUUUAAGGAUCGCUCCAGGCACCAUGACAACUUAAUCAGAAUUAAGUUGUUAUGGUGUGAGGAGGCCCCAGGCAUUGGCUUACCUAAAAGGGUUAAACCGUACAAAUCUCUUUCACUCUCUUUUCUGAAUGAGGAACUAGUGAUAGGCUGAGUGUUAGCUGACUCUCUCAGCCUAUCAGUGUAUGGUCCUAGGCUCUCUCAUUGAAACCUCAGAUAUUGAGUGGAAGUUCAUGAGCAGAGAGAUUGGUCACUAUACUUUGAAAAACAGAAAUCAAAUUCUAUCCUUAUUGCUACAGAUGGAAAAAAAUGUGUAUUAAUAAUAUUGUAAUGUCAUUUUUUUUUUAGAUUGAAAUAUUUGGACAAGAGAUGGAAUUGAAUGAAUUAGACAAUAUAAAAGAACCUAAGAAAACAGAUUUAGCAAAUAAAUUAUCACUGGCAAUAAAAAGAAGAGCUGAAGCCCAUUACAUAGCAUCACUCAAAGCAAGAGAGAAAAAAAAUUACUGA
This is a messenger RNA of Pelobates cultripes (western spadefoot toad), 81949 nucleotides long. The record is from the annotation of a GenBank genome assembly. Lineage: Eukaryota; Metazoa; Chordata; Amphibia; Anura; Pelobatidae.